Molecule: messenger RNA, 76022 nt
Organism: Podarcis lilfordi (Lilford's wall lizard)
Lineage: Eukaryota; Metazoa; Chordata; Lepidosauria; Squamata; Lacertidae
Source: the annotation of a GenBank genome assembly
CUCGGCCGCUGUUCCGACCCCUCUUCCUCCGCCCAGGUAAGGCCAGGUGGAGCAGGUGGCCAGCCCGGCGCAGGUGGAGCCGCAGGCGCCCCGGAGGGAAGGCGGCCCCGGAGGAGGAGGCGGCGGCGGCGGCGCGGAGGGGCGCCUUGGGGCGAGGGACGCGGCCCCCUUUGGCCGAGCCAGAGCGACGGCGGCGCCGCCGCCACAGGUCGCCGCUGCCGCCUUUGUGCAGCCGCCCGCCGCCGUCUGCGGCAGGAAGGGAGGCGCGGCAGACGGGGACCCCGCCCAGCGGCGGCGGCGGCGGCGGCGAGCCCCCGCUGCCUGCCUGCCUUGCCUGCCUGGCUCCCCGGCGGGCGGCGGCGGAGCUCCGUCCGCGCAGGAGCGCCGGGCCGCCGGGAGCCGGAGUGCCGCUGGAGCGAAGGCGCGCCAUGCUGCGGUUCCUGCGCAGGACCUUCGGCCGGCGGUCGAUGCAGCGCUACGGGCGAGCAGCCGGCGAAGGAGACGAGCGCGACGGGGCGCCCCGGGCGGCCUCGGCCGGAGCCCCGGCGCCUCCGCACAUCCAGGCGGCCGCGACGGGCGGCCGAGCGGCGCUGCAAUGCCGGGUGCAGCUGCUCGACGGCACCGAGGUCAGCGUGGAGCUGCCGGUGAGUGGGGCCCGGGGAAGGCGGGCCGGGGCUGCGGGACCUCGGGGGACCCGCUCAGCUCUCCCAUGCUAGGAUCGCCCCCUCCCCAGGCUUGCCUUCCUUCCGCCACGUGAAAUUGCAGUGUCUUUAAAACAGGGCACCGGUUGCCUUCCUUUGCUUUUUUUGUACCCCCGUGUAUGCAUUCAGACGUGCGGCUGGCGCCUUGGUCCCGGGGGCGCGUCGCUGGCUGCCAGCGGCCUCCUCCUGCCUCCCUCCCCGUGCGAGGCUUGCAAACAGGAGGGGGCGCGCCUGGGACCGACGGCUCCUCCCCUCGCCCUCCGACUCCCCGGCAGCUGCCUCCUUAUCCCCGGAGGGAUACCUGUUGCUCCCCCCGCGCGGCGUGUUUCCAGUUGCCCAGGUGGGGCCCGUUUCCAGGCCCCUUAGCCGACGGCGCGGGCGCCCUCCCCGUGUCCCCUCGGGUGAACAGCCGCCCGCAGCUGCAUUUGGCAAACUUCCUCCUCCCACCCAAGGAGAGGCUCAGAGCCGCCUCUAGCUGGCGGGGGGGGGGGGGACAAACCUGUGGCGCUGCCUUGGGCGUGGCUAAGGGAGGCGGGGGGGGUAGCUGCCCCCCAGUCAAUUAAAAAAAACAAAAAUACAUAGCAAACUGAGGUUCUGCGCUCCCCCCCCCAACAAAAGGCCUGCCCCUCCUAAUAAACCCCCCGGCUGCGCCCAUGGGAGCUGGUGCCUGUUUGUUUUUUCCUUGCCUUGCCUGAGGCAGGUGGGACCUGAGAGACCGGCCGCCUUUCUUUUUCAUCUUUGACUUGACAGGCGCAUUUCGUUGCCCACUUGGCACUAAUGAAUUCCUGGCACUGGUGAAAUUCUGCUACAAGUUGUGGUCAUGACCCUCUUCCCCUGGCAGCCAGACUUUAUAUGUGGGGAGGGGCAGAACCUCAGUUAAGUAUUUUUAUUGAUUUACUUGAUUUAAUAGGGGGAAAGCUGCCCCCCCCUUCUCCCUUGGCUCCUCCCCUGUCCCCAGGGAAGAGAGUUUUCUGACCCUUGGAUCAAGAGCCUUUUGAGUUUUCACAAUACCAGUUCCUGGUUAUUCCACCUGUGAUUGGGCUGGCUCUAAGCAGAUGACUGCCCUUUCCUAACUGUCUGCAGCUGCAUUAGUGGGCUUCGCUUCUACCUAUAGAAAGAAUCCUUGCUGGGGAUGAGUGUCAGGUGGGGGUUAGACAAACCCCCUCCCCUCCCCAUGUCCAAAAUUGUUGCUUCUGCUUCCUGCAGGUGUUCCUCCCCACACUCCCUGUUUUUAUGCUUCUUGGGUUCCUUGUGAAAUUGCCUUUACAAUGUGUUGAAUUUCUAAAGUGUUGGAUAUUGUUUUUAAAGAAACAUGAGCAACUGUAGCUUUGAAAGUAUGGAAUUGGCCGGAUAAGCUACUGUUUGCUCUCAGUAAAAAUAAAAUAAAAUGCAAAUCAGAUAUGAUAUGAUUUUAAAGCAAUAUGGAAGGUAAGCAAGGUGAAACUUCUUUUAACCCCCCAAAUCAACAGAAUUCCAUAUGAAUUUGUGUAGAGUCUGAUUGUGUAUUUUACUAAUAAUGACCUUGGAGUAAAUAUAUGUGUGUGUGUUUAAGGUGGUUUGGACAGUGCUCAAAUACACCAGAUUACCAGUGUAAUAGGUAUUAGUCUUGCAUGAAAAUACACUCCAGAAAUCAUGUGAGAGAUCUGUGUGUUUAAUCUCCAUACAGCAGGUCACUUAUUUGUAUAUCAGAACAAGCAGGUGACCUGUUUGAUGGAGAUUUUAACACAAAGAUCUCUCAUAUGAUUUCUGAAUGGUCUGUAUAUCCAGAAAUACUAUGAUCAGAGCAGAAAUACUAUAUGCUUAGAUUCCUAGGCUGGUUAUUUUAAAUAGGUCUGCCAUGAUUAGUUCUGAUACUCAGGAGGCAAUAUGUUCUUCUAAAGCAGGGCAAAUGGUCCCAAAGGAGUGAUUAUGGGGCAGAGGGCCCAGAAAUAAUUUACUAGAGGGAAUGUAAAACAGAUGUAUGGUUACACGCCCUCCAACGCUUCUCUGAUGAAAGUAAGGUAAAGGUACCCCUGCCCGUACGGGCCAGUCUUGCCAGACUCUAGUGCGCGCAUCUCACUCUAGAGGCCGGGAGCCAGCGCUGUCCGCAGACACUUCCGGGUCACGUGGCCAGCGUGACAAGCUGCAUCUGGCGAGCCAGCGCAGCACACGGAACGCCAUUUACCUUCCCGCUGGUAAGCGGUCCCUAUUUAUCUACUUGCACUCGGAGGUGCUUUCAAACUGCUAGGUUGGCAGGCGCUGGGACCGAAUGACGGGAGCGCACCCUGCUGCGGGGAUUCGAACCGCCGAUCAUGCGAUCGGCAAGUCCUAGGCGCUGAGGUUUUACCCACAGCGCCACCCGCGUCCCUGAUGAAAGUAGGAACGUCCUAUUCCAUAAUAAAAAUUUCCCCUAUCUACUUUGUCCCCCCCCCCAAUUUUUUUAUUCAGUUUAUAACACAACUAAACAACACAAACAGAAAAAACAAACAAUACAAACAAAUUCUUAUCCUUAUUUUUUCUAAACAUUGUUAGGUGGGCUUCGCCAAGGGUUGAUAGUCGUGUUCUUAUCAGGUAGGGUUAGGUAUUGAGCUUUGGUUGGGCCAAAUGAAUCAAGAUAGGGUUACCAUAUUUCAAGAAGUAAAUUCAGAAAACAAAAAGUUGUUGUGAUUUUUUUUUUAGGAAUCUCAGAGUUACUGAGCUUUUUUUAAGCAAUCAACUUCAAAAUCCCAGACAUUUUGCAGAUUUCCCAAAUUCCCCCGGACACUAUUUUCACUGCUUAAAUCUUGGACCUGUCUAGGUAGUUCUGGACAUAUGGCAACACUAGAAUCAGGGUGAGUUUGGACUCCCCCCCACUGCCAGGUUGAAGCACAAUGUCUAUACCCCCAAACAUCUGGGCUCCCACAAAGCCUCAUAUUGCUCUGCCGCAGUUAAUUUUGUUAUUUUCUGUAAUCUAAGCUUUCAUACAUAUCACUGUGUUUCUCUCUCUCCACGGACAUUGUAAGAACUGAGCCUUUUUUUUAAAAAAAGUUCAAGCUCUAUUUCAUUGUACUCUUUUUAACCAACACAAAACUCAGAACUCUUCAGAACUCCAGGCAACAUCACAAGCAUGUAAUGCUGUAAGGCCUGUGAGACCUGUUGGAGGACACAAUCAAGUGCUAGGAAGGAAAGCCAGUGGGAUGCCGCAAAGUGUUUUUUAAAAAUGUGCAGGCAAGAAAAUACUCCUCAGCUGCCUCUUUAUUAUUUUUGAGUAAGAAAGAGUAAGUGACAAGUCCAUGCCCCCACUCCAGAUCAUGGAGGAAAGUGAAUCCCACUUACUUCUGCUGCAACCCCACCCAGACCUAUUUGUCUGCAGUUUGGCAGGCGUAAUCCAUGCUAUAACCAAUGCAAGAAAGGGGGGGGGGCAGACAAAGGACCCCUUUCCCUGCCAUGGAUGGACCUUAGGGAAAGGGGGGGAGGGUGCAGGGGUUCCCUGGCUGUCCAAGAGACAUGAGAGAUGAGGGCCCUGGGUUCUGGAAGAAUUGAGUUUAAGGGCAUGAGGGGAAGGCCAGAGAGCGAGAAAGGACAGCCAAACCAUUGCACAUGAACCAGGAACUUCAGAGGUUGGCGAGGUUGAAGUUCAUUGACUGAUCUUUGAAAUAAGCAGGCAUCCUUGGCUUCAGGCCUUUGUUUUUAGAUGAAUUGCUCAAAAUAGCCAUUGAUUUUAUUUUUGCCCACUUUCUUGCAUUUCAUUUUACUGUGCAGCUAUUUUUUUAAAAUAAAAAAACCUAUUAUUUCCCUCUUCUCUGAAGUGCAUAACCUCAAAAGGCUACUAGAAAUUGUGCUUGCCUUUUAAUGGAAAGGCAGUUUCCUCAUCAGGCUUUUCAAGUCUUGAUCUCAUAAUGCUUUCAUGCUCUCUUCCUAUGCUUUUAAGUCUUUACAGUGCACUUUUUCAAAAGGGCUCUCUCUUCUUUCUAAAUGGAGUGAUGCACUCUCUAGCCUCUUGAAGCUAGAACUCCUCAGGGUGUUCCACGCCGAACGACACAGAUUCUGACACGAAUGUCCGUUCAUCUGUUGCUGUGGAGCGAUUGCCUAUGGCGAGGAGGGUGUAAAUGUAGCCAUUAGUUCCCGUUGACCUGAUCCCAUGUGAUUCACUGUUUUAGAGAGUAGUGAGAAGUGAGAGGAGCACUUGGAACACAACCCUUCUCUCUGCCUCAGUGUCUGGGCCAGCUAAAAGCUUUCCGCUCUCUAUCUCAAAAAAUUAAAAUUGCAAAUCUGCCCCUUCCUCUAGCUAUGAGAGAGGCCCGCAAACUCCGAUGAGUAUUGCACUCCAAGUCUGAAAAAAUAUUCAGGGAACUUGUUGAAUCAUCUUACUCCCAAACCCACAAUUGUUUCCCUUAGUUUCAGGAGGAAAGCCUUUGUGACAUCACCAGUCAUGACAACACUUCCCACCUUCAGCUCAAGAGAAAUGUUCAUACCUAGCAACUAACACAGCAGAAGCAGGAGGAGGGAGGAGUUUUUGGUGUCUGCCUGUUAAUUCUGUGAAGGGAUUCCUCCCCCCCCCCCCAGGGCAAAGAAAAUCUAAUGUAGCCACUGCACUGGACUAAAGCUGAAUGCAACAGAAAGUAAGUAAGGAAGUGAAAUGUGGGGUGUGAGAAGGCAACCAACGAUAAAGGCAGGAUUCAGAAUUGUAGAGUUGGGAGGGGUCCAACCCCCAGCAUUGCAGGAACCAGGAAUCUUUGAGGGACAGAAUAAAGGUGGGUCAAUGGCAGCUGCGCCUCGGAUGUCGUCCCCAAUGCACUGCAUCCUCACAGCAUUUGAGGAGCUUCACGUGAGUCUUUUGAUGAAGAGCAGCUAACCACAAAGAAAUCCUAUUUUUAAAAAGUCAUAUAGAUUGAUACUACACAAGCUCGCUUCUCUGCUUCAUUGUUAUGAUUUCUUUAUAAAGAUAUGUCCACAUAUUCUUAAAACCCACAUUUCUGUUAAUGAAUUAAUUAUAUAGUAUGAUUUUGAAAUACAUCCCAACACCAUCUUGCUAUUUUGCUACUGAAAGAGCUGUUAGACAGUGGAACAGUCUCCCUGGAGGUUGUGGACUUUUCUUCACUGGAGGUUUGUAAGCAGAGGCUGGAUGGUCACCUGUUGUGGGUGCUUUAGUUGAGAUUCCUGCAUUGCAGAGGAUUGGACUAGAUGAUCCUUGGGGUCCCUUCCAACGCUACAAUUCUAUGAUUCUAACUCAUAAUUGUGGCCAGCCCUGAGCUUGCACUAUUCAGAGGUGUACUGCCUCCAAACAGAGAUUUCAUUUAGGUGUCAUAGUUAAUAGCUAUUGAUGCACUCCUUUUCCAUGAGCUUCCUUUAAUUCUUUUUAAAACCCAUCUGACAAUGUCUUCUUUCUUUUUUUAGAACAAUUAGUGUAAGUCUGAAAUAAUUUCAUUUUAAACAAGUGUUAGGAAUGGCUCAUCACUGGCAGUUAAUACUUGAGUGUAGCUCAUGAAUGAAAAUGUUGGCUCUCAUCUUCAUACUGCUUCUCUAUUCUAGACUGGUCCUGGAAAACAUGGUAAUAAUGCCUAGAACUUCGGUACACCAUCCUGUAAUCCUUGCACUAACUCUAUAAGAAGUGGUCAGCCAGUGUCCUCUGGAAGCUGGUGGGUCUACUGAGAGUUUUAUGGUGGGGUGGUGGCCAACUUUUGGUUUUCUCCCUAUCUUUCUCUCUUGCAUAGAUACUUAAGUGGACACUUAAGCAUUGCUGUUUUACGAAUAGCACCAGGGUGGAUUUGAUUUAAAUCAAAUUGAUUUAAAUCACAAUUUAAAUCGCUAGUCAGUAAGACUUGAUUUAAAUCAUUUUUAUUUAUUUUUUACAGAAAACUCAUUCUUGCUGGUAUAAUCUUAAUAUUUACAACUAGAUGAAGGUUUCAUUUUUUGGAACAACAAAUUUUCAGAGUAGUUUUUACAGUUACUGUAUAUAAAAAAUUACUGAUUUGGUUAUACUAUUAGAAAUACAUAGACAGAUAAUUAUGAAAUUAUUGUGAGGUUUAAUAAGUUAGCUGUUUAUAGGGGCUAUAUUUCCCAGCAGCCCUGGCUUUGGAGAGGCUGGUCCUUCUUUUUCUAGAGGGGAGAGAGGGGAGGAGGAAAGAUAAAGUUGGGAGACCUAGUCUGGAAGAGGCUUGCAGAAAGAGGAGGCCGAGGAGAAACAGGCUGGUGGAAAGCUGGAAAAGGGGAACCGAGGACUGGAGUGGAGAACUUCAGGGAUUCCUGCUGCAGGACUGAAGUUCCCGGUAGAGGCUUUAUUGUUUGGAGAAUGUCAGGCCAGCCCCGGGAAGAAGGGCCUGGAACCAGUGAACUCUUCUUAGUUGACCUGCAAGCACUUCAAGGACUUACAGAUCUCAGUUGUUAUUUCCACACCCCGACCCCCGUUUGGAUUUGCUUCUGCAUUCAGGUGCCUAUUCUGUACAGUUGGGUGUGAGUGCAGUUGUUGGAACCCAGUGGGAUUGGGAAGAGGUUGCCAGCCCUGAAGAGCCUUCAGCAAUUGCCUCAAGUCUGAGGUGCACACAAAGCAUCCCUGCUGCCAGAAUUGCAUCUCUGCUGGGAGAAAAGUUGUCUUCUUUUCCACCUGUUUUGGCACUCUCCCUGUCCUCCUCUUUGCAAAGAAACAGUGGACAUUUGAACAUUGGCAUUUUAUACUUAGCAGUUUGAGCUGUUUGCAGAUGUAGAAACAGCUCUGAGCAUGCUCAGAACAGUCCGUGGGUCUACUCAAAAAGUAGACUAGUUCUUGUUAUCUGGAUUGAAAUAGUGACAACAGUGAGGAGGGGAAAUUACACAUCCAGGACAAAUAGCUAGUACUUCUGGUAAGAUAAAAAUUGGGUUUGGUGCUUAGAGACAGAUGGGCAGAUCAUGACCCCUGGUCUGGGAAUAGUUUUGGACUGAGAUUAACUGAGUGGUGCAGAGAGCUCAUUAGCCAUAGAAUGGGAGAUUGACAGAAAAGUACCCAGGGCAGACUCUGCAUUGAAAUCAAUUGUGGAAUGAGGUGUGGGACAGGAAAGAGUGUGGCUUUGAGAUUUGAGGACUUAAAAAAAAAUUCUGGGCAUUUCACUUGGUAAGGUGAGCCCUGGUUGUCCCAAUGAAUCAGCUUCCACCUCAUUAGGUAAGAAUUAGGAUUUGAAAUUUGCUAGGUGCAAUUUUUCACCUGACUCUUGGCCCUUGUGACUGAGUGAAGAUGCCUGGGCAAUAGGAUGGCACCUGACGUCUCUGCCAUCUGGAGGUGCUUGCCUGGGGAUUCUUGGAUCUUGACUAUUUUCAAACACUAGCAACACACCCUAUAGAAUUCUAUCUGUGAUAUUUUAUCUGCACAAUCAGAAGGAAUCACAGCACCAAAAAGUCGUAUUGAAAAAUAUGACUUUUGAGCCAGCUGGCCCAAAAAUGGCAACUAGGCAUUCUGUUUUGGCGACUGUAACCCUGGUUUAAGGAGCCAUUUUCACCUAGCUUAUAUAUCUGAGUUUCUAACACUGAUUACAGGGUUAUGUGUGGCUUGAGGGCUUCGAAGAGGGUUUGCUUCAAGUUACUUAGUGAGUUCAAAGACGAGGUGAAAUUUGAACCAGGUUCUCAGGAUACUCUUUAUUGGAGCAGCUGUAGUGUUGAGGGUAGCAAGCUUUUCUUUCAGUGGCUCUGAAAUGCCCAUUACCACAUAAUACUUUUUUUCUGUAGAGCUCUGUGUCCCUUAUCAAACUUUUGAGUAUACCAAAUCAAUUUGGUCUAGUGGAAACUCUCGCAUGAACAAAAUUGGAUUGUGUCUGACAGUAGAAUUAAAUGCUUCAUCUCCUUGAGUACCUGAGCUGCCAAAGGGAAAGUUUUGAAUGUGUGCGUUGCCUUUCACCCUCAUUACUGAGCUGGAACUGAAUAGUUUGAAAGGCCUGGCGGGAGAAGCUCCUGGCAGGCCACGGUGCGUGUCUUGAGGGCUGCAUUUGACAUGUAGGUCACAAGCUGUGCUAAUCCACCCCAAAGCUAAUUUCAAAAAUAAGGCUGGGGCUUUCCCCUCCUCAAACAACGUUAUCCACCAAAUCUACAAAAAAUAACGCUUCACCAUUUUUCACAGUUGCGGUCAAUUAGGCAAAUAUGUUACUUAGAAAAUAUGCUUAUUCCUAUGAUGUUUGGAUUGCAUGAAAUGAGCAAAGUGGUUCUCCAUUAAGGCUAGUAACCCACUGGUUCCAUUUGCUGCUUUGGUGAAGAUGCUUUUCUCCUUUCAGGCCUGGGAAGCUGCCUUUACCAGAUCAGACUGUUUGUCCAUCUUGCCGAGUGAUGUAAACUCUGACUGAAUUCCUCUUCAGGCUCUCAGAUAGAAGUUCCCCCCAACACCUGUACUUUGCGUUGUUGUUGUUGCAGUUGCUGUUGUUGUUGUUUUGUCACCCUGCCUAUCUGGCUGGGUUUUCCCAACGCUAUGGGUGGCUUGCAGUGCAUAUAAAAACAUAGUAAAAUGUUGCGCAUUAAUAACUUCCCGAUACAGGGUUGCCUUCAAAUGUCUUCUAAAAGUUGUGUAGUUCUUUAUUCCUCGACAUCUGAUGGGAGGGCAUUGCAAAGAAGGGUGCCACUGCCGAGAAGGCCCUCUGCUUGGUUCCCUGUAACUUCACUUCUCACAGUGAGGGAACCGCCAGAAGACCCUCAGAGCUGGACCUCAGUGUCUAGGCUGAGCGAUGGGGGUAUAUACUGGGCCAAGGCCAUUGAGGGCUUUAAAGGUCAGUACCAACACAUUGAAUUGUGCUCAGAAAUGUACUGGGAGCCAGUGAAGAUCCUUUAGGACUGGUAUUAUAAGGUCCUGGUGGCUGCUCCCAGUCACCAGUCUAGCUGCUGCAUUCUGGAUUAGUUGUGGUUUCCGGGUCACCUUCAAAGGUAGCCCCACGUAGAGUGCAUUACAGUAAGCCAAGCGGGAGAUAACCAGAGCAUGCACCACUCUGGCAAGACAGUCCGUGGGCAGGUAGAGUCUCAGCCUGAGUAGCAGAUGUAGCUGGUAGACAGCUGCCCUGGACACAGAAUUGACCUGUGCCUCAUGGACAGCUGUGAGUCCAAAAUGACUCCCAGGCUGUGCACUUGGUCCUUCAGGGGCACAGUUACCCCAUUCAGGACCAGGGAGUCCUCCACACCUGCCCCCCCUGCCCCCCCAAAACAAUACUUCAGUCUUGUCAGGAUUCAAGCUCAAUCUGUUAGGUGCCAUCCAUCCUCCAACCGCCUCCAGACACUCACACAGGACCUUUACCACCUUCACUGGUUCUGAUUUAAAAGAGAGGUAGAGCUGGGUAUCAUCCGCAUACCGAUGAACACUCAGCCCAAACCUCCUGAUGAUCUCUCCCAGCAGCUGCAUAUAGAUGUUAAAAAGCCUGGGGGAGAGGACGGAACCCUGAGGCACCCCACAAGUGAGAGCCCAGGGGUCUGAACACUCAUCCCCCACCACCACUUUCUGGACACGGCCCAGGAAGAAGGAGCGGAACCACUGUUUCAUGUAGAUGAUGAACUUUUCAGUCCAGGGUAGUAGUUUAUUUUAAACUCAUUUGCCCUACUACUUAUAGCACCAGAGAAUUUAAUUUAAAUUCUGUUGCUCUUUGGCUGCAGUCCUGACACUGCCUGCCUGCUUUUAAGCAUACCAAUAGCCUGCAAAUUGCAACAUUAGGUUAGCAUUAGACUAGCUUCAUGGACCUUCUAGAGCGCACUGUCAGGUUUAAAUAAGUAAAGGACCCUUUUAUUGUUCAGAUUUCCUGAUACUGCUUCUCUUGUCUCACAACAGCAAAGUGCAUUUCAGAGAACAACUGCUUUUUUAAAUCAUAAUGGCAUUUCACUAGACUCUGGAUAGUUUUAUGUUGUAAUGGGAAGAUGACAUCAUAAUGAAACAUUGUUCAUGUCGGAACCUUGAAUCAACAUUUUCAAGGAGUUAAAAUCAAGGCUGUACCAUCAGUUAAAGACAUUUAGGUUGGUCAUUUUACCAUUUAAUCAAUUAGUUCGUUUAAAUUUACAUAUGCAUAUUCAUACCUCACUACUGUAUAGACCUGCUUCUUAGAUUUUGGAAGAAGUGCGAAGCUAAUGUUAAAUCUCACCAUUUGCAAUAAAUGAUGUACAAUGCUUUCUUUUUUAAUUCCCUAUUACAGUAGCAUCAGCACCAAAGUAGCUUCAAAAAUAAAAAAUGCAUUUUACUGCAGCCCUACUAAUUAAAAUUUUGCCUCCCAACCAAAUUAGUUAUUUUGCAGCUUUAGUUCUUUAAAAAUCCAUUCAGUACAAUUUCCAGGGCUACAUAUGUAUAAGUGCGUUCAACAUGUUGGAAGUAUUUUCUGUAACAUGUUUACAAACCAUGAACUUUGCCCUCAGAGUUCAGUGAACCUUUUGCAUUUCAGAUAUGAAUAAACGUUGCAAUUGCUUCCUCUUAAAAUUAAAAAAAAAAUGCUAAAAUGAGGCAAGACAGCUUUCCGGGAGUCAGUGAAACUCAGCAGGCACUGUCAGGCUGCAGAAACUUGCUCAUCUGUCAUGGUUUUUGUUGCUGUUUGCAGUGUGUGGAAUGUUUGCAUGAUUCAGGAAGUUGCCCUUCAGCAUCCAGGACUUAGGUGUGCAAAUAGAAAGCAAGUUACUUUCAUUUUCUCUCCCUCAGGGUGUUGACAGGCGGCCUUUGUAAGAGGGCUAUUUGAGGUGUGUGAAAGUUGGCAAAUUUGGCUGAAUUUUCAGGAUCUUGUCAACAAACGUUUAUCCUUAUUUUUGCCAUACUUGUUCCUUCCUCUUUUUUCAUCCUAAAAGGCUUCUGCUGAGUAUGUUAAAAUCCUUAGGAGGUGCUUUGUAAGCAGGAUCUUAUUUUGUACCUUUUAAAUUUGGUGACAGGUGCUUCCUAGUUUUUUGCUGCCCUAAUUUUUUAUGUGUGAAGUGAGUCCUUUAGAAUUUGCUAAAUAUAUAAUGCAGUUUACUGAAUACAAGCAUGGGAUGUAAGUGCCCUGCCACUGAAACACAGUUUGGGACCUGAAAACUUGCUAACUAUUUUGCAAUUACUUUGGUUGAUUCUAAUACAUAGUUUGUCCAACUAUGGAUCAUGGUAUUUUCCUAUGGACAACUUUCUUAGUUUUUAUAUAUUUGGUCAGUACCUGUUUUCAUUUAAUAUCUCAUAAUUAGCUGACUUUGGCUGAGUGUUUUCACUGAGGCGCCAACUGCAUUGGGAUGGUUGCUUGCUUUGGCAGUCAGAGUGAAGAAAAAGGGGUGUUUCUGCCCCAAAAGUGUGCUGUUACUUGCAGGAACAUUAUUGGCUGACUAACCUCAGGGCCUGCAAUGUGAAGAAACUGCCUCGGGUGGCAGGAUCCACAGGAGCAGCAGAUCCAGCUUCCAAGGAAUGCAUUGGCUGUUGCUGCUGCCACUGCCAUGAGAAAAGCAGGGGCCUGUGGCACAGUCCUCGGAGGAUGGGGCCUCCACAGCCCUGCCAAUGCUGCUUCUAUUCUGGGUGAAUAGGAGGUGCUGCUGGUCUCCUCCCACCCCCAGGAAGCAAGUGGCGGGCCGGGCUGCUCUCUGGGGUCUGCUGGGCUCUGCACCCCCCCAGCGUGAUGCAGAGCAGAUCCUUCCUUCCGCCCGACAGCCUUUGAUCCCCAUUUCAACCAUCAGGUUAGGUUGGUUUCAUUCCUGCCUUGUUCCCGAUGUAGAUCUCCAUUCCCCGCUUCUUCCCUGACGGGUGUUGGUGCCAUUUUGUGGCUUGCCUCAGGUGCCAAAAUGUCUCUCCCUUACUAACUUUGUAUCUUAAGCUUAUAGUUGUGGCAAGAAACAAAAUUCUGACGCUGGACUCCCUUCCCUUUUAAGAGGGGGUGUAUGGCGGCCUUAUAAGGAUACUUCUCUGUGGAACCCUUAACAAGAAGGCAGUGCAACAGGAGCUGCCUAGAGAGAGUCCAGGGUGAAAUUCAGUGUUUCCUCCUCUGGUUUGAAAUGAGAUUACAGAUUUUUAUUGCAUGUGUUGAUUAGGCAACCAGUGCCAGGAUGUUUUGGGUUAAUUCGCAGCGUUGCCUUGUUACCAAUGACCGCUGUUAACUAUUUUGCUUUCAUAUAAUUAUUAAUAUCUGUACAAUAUCUGUAGUUCUCAAAUCCUUGGGUGAGAAUCAGACAAAGUUUUGUUAUUUGUAACAAAGCCACUUGGUAUAAAAUUAAGUGAAAAACAAGGUCUCAUUCUCUGAUCAAUAUUCUUAAAGGAUAAUGCUUGUUAUAAUGGAGUUGGCAUUUGAGCCAUAUGUUUGUUUGUUUUUUUAACUGGUCAGUUUUAAUGCUAUCAGAUCCAGGCAGGUAAGAAAGCAACAUAUAAAUGAACAACUUCCAAGGGGAAAGUUAACAUUUUUUCCUUUUUCUGUUUCUUACUGGAAUUCAUGUAAUGUUAAGUCGCUCCACAAUGAGCAUAUAUGCUGUGGGCUACCAGAAGGAAGGCUGUGGGCUCUUUGCUCCUUCCUGGUCCUGCUGCUGCUUUGCGGGGCCACAGUUUGGCUUAGCAUGUCGUCUAAGCUCAGCCUCAUGGUUUAGCUUUCUUCCAGACAAACCACAAGGUGUCACCAAGGUUUGUCCUGUGGUUUGUUUGGGGGACAGCACACCACAAGGCUGGGCUCAGAUGACACAUUAAGCUAAACAGCAGCUGAGUUCAGUGCAGUGCUGCAGCAAGAGAGCCAGAGAGAGAGAAUUUCCUCUCUGGAAACCCAUUCAUUUGCAUCGACUAAGCCGUCAUUUGGCUUAGCUUUAAUUGUUACCUAAUUCAUACAUGCACGUGACACCAUUCCUGUAUCAGUUUUAUUAAUAUUUUGAUGGUGUAUUUUCAUGUAGCAUACGGACUCGGUUUACUAUUUUUUUGGCAAGAUUUUGACAGUGUAUAUCUUAUUUUUAAUGGCUUUGCUGUACAUGACUCAUGCAACAAGGUGAUCUAAAUAAUUGUAUAUUCACACUGAAGGCUUUUACUGUGUAUGUUUUGGAAUGUAAUACGGAAACUAUACUUUGACUUCAACUCCUUUCUGUAUGGAACCUUGCGCAAGGUUAGAGGAUGAUGUUCUCCAGCCCUGUGCACUGAUGAAACAAUAUUUUGAAUCAAUAGACUAGUAAUCCCUUGCAGAUGAUGUAGUUACUAACCUAUGGCAUAUCAUUGUUUUCUUAGAAAGAAUAGAACAGUCAUUCUACCACUUAAGACGUAGGUCAUUGUUAUGCUUCUUUUCCAUCUUUUCGAGGGACCUCCAGCUUCUGCCAAAUUAAUGUUCUCUCUGUCAGUGCUGCCAAGACUCUUGAAGAGCUUCUGUUGUCCAACAGUAGGAACAAUCGGGGGUUGGAGAAGGCUUUCUCGGGGGAACCAGCCAUCCCUUCUGGGUUCCAGCAGGAUCUAGUGAGAGGGGUGCAUGCCCUCAGAGGUGCCCCUUGGAUUCCACUGCCUUAGGGCUUGUGCAUGACCAGAAGGAGACUCUGAGCUCUUUGGCCAGGCUCCACUAGGGGCGGGAAAGCUCCUGUCCCCAACAGAGCCAGCCCUGAUUUCCCUGCUGCUUGUGCUUGCGCAGCCAGGACCUUGGGGCUCCUUGGCCAGACUCCCUCCGCGUUCGCUGAUGUGGGGGGUGGGCGAGCUACCUUGUCCACUUGCCUCCCACUCCCCGAUGACGGACCAGGCGGCAGUUUCCAAGCACACAGAGCCUGACAGGCUCUGUGCAUUUGACUGCCUUAGCCUUCGCCUGUGUGGGUGUGCUGCCUCUUUCCUGGGGAGGGGGGUUCAUUCACCCCAGAAGGAAAGACACAGCCCACCCUCCUGGGCGAAGGCGCCUUGUAGAGAGGGGCUGCUGGAGGCUGCUAGUGAGCGCUAGACCACCUGGCUGCCUUCCACCGAGAGGGUGGGCUCCAAGCAAGGCUGCAACCCCAAUCCCACUCCUACUCAUGUGCAAGCAGGAGCGGGUUUGGGGCUAUCUCAGCUGGGAAGGGGGACUAGUUUAAUGAAGCUGCUGGCUUGUGGAGGGUCGGGGGCUCUGAAAAACUGCUUGUUUCUCCCUCUGCCUGUCAGGAACUGGGCAGAGGAGGAAUGUUGGAGACUGCCUCCUCAGGAGAAGGAAGAGGAAGAGGAAGAGGAAGACAGUUUAGAUUACACUCAGCACUGGUGCUGGCCUGGGACAAGGCACCGCCAGGCAUCCUCCCCUUGCCCUGGCAGGAUGCGGCAAGCAGGGCAGAGGGCGCCCGAAAGGGCGACGAUGGGAAGCUUUGAAUUCUCAGGCGGCGUGAGCAGGGUGGGGGAGUGGGGCUGUUUUACCCUUGCCCUGACAGUUACAACCGCCUGCAAGUGGCGCUCAAAUUGGAGCAUGUUUGGCUUCCCAAAAAAGUUUGCAAACUGGAACACUUACCUCCGGGUUUGCGGCUUCGGGUUCCAAGUUGUUUGACGACUAAGCUGUUCGAGGACCAAGGUACCACUGUAAUGGGAGAGGAGGAGCAGGCAGAGUCAGAGCAGCAACUGGUUGACAUGUUGUCACUAGAAAGCAUUCCAGACCCUCCAUCUCCCAGAACCUGGCGAGUCUUGAAAGUAGGAGAGCAAAGAGCUCAAAGACAGAGGGCACUUAGCAGCACCCGUAGAGGAGAUGAUGGUGAUGAAUGAAGAAGUGGGAGAGAAGGGGGUGGAGAUUCAUUCGGGACAACGCCAUUAUCCAAGAGGUUGGGUUCUAUAGCCUCUCUGUAAAGACUGAAAUAAAAAAGAACUGUAAGAAACUUUGCCUUGCCUUUCUACUUUCCUGGGCAACCAGCUGGGAGCCGCUGACAGCAGCCUGACACAGCCAGGGCAGAGUGUGAUAUACCGCUGGUGAAACCGUCCCUGCUUGAGUCCCUCUGCCUCCAGCUCCUGGCUAGUUUGUUUGUCCUUCGGUGUGCUGGGCGCUGGAGACAGAGGGACUCAAGCAGGGAUGGUUUCACCAGAGAUAUACCGCUGAGUGAAGCUGAAGCUGCCAUCGCAGUCUCCCCCAUACUGGUUCUGGGAAAUAUAUUGCCCUGGCCAGUUGUAGCAUCAUUCCACAUCGUUGUAUUUUUGUGGCAGGCUAUACAGUGGUACCUCAGGUUACAUACGCUUCAGGUUACAGACUCCGCUAACCCAGAAAUAUUACCUCGGGAUAAGAACUUUGCUUCAGGAUGAGAACAGAAAUUGUGCUCCAGAGGCUCAGCAGCAGCAGGAGGCCCCAUUAGCUAAAGUGGUACUUCAGGUUAAGAACAGUUUCAGGUUAAGAACGGACCUCCGGAGCGAAUUAAGUUCUUAACCUGAGGUACCACCUUAUAAAGUUUCUACUUUUUAGCCCUGUGAACUUGAUUAUUUGUGGCCCACUCUGCUUAUUGCGAUGUUUUUGAUCCCUGAGUUUGCCGUGAGUGAAAAGUUACCCCGGCUGGCACAAUUGCUGGUGUUUGGGAGGCAAGCAGUUACCACAUAGGGUGGUAACAUAUCUGUGAUAUGUUUUUUGCCUAAUUUUGAGGCAUUGCAGCAAGAAAGGGUGUGUGACCACUGGGCUCUGAGCUGCAGAUUACAAAUACUGUUAACAGCUUUCUCCAACUCCUCUAGUUAUAUGCAGUGUUUGUUUGCUUUUUACUUAUUUAUAUAUACAUUUCUGUCAUACCCUUUUAGUGGCUGUGCAUCACUCAAGGCAGCUUAUGACAACUUAGAAUCACAUAAGAGCAUAAGGAUCAGGCCGGUAGCCCAUCUAGUCGAGCAUCUUGCCAUGACACUCGCCAGCCUGUUGGAAGCCAGUGCGCAAAACCCAAGUGCAAGAAUGCUCUGCUCUCCUGCAUUUCCAGAAACUGGGACUGAGAAGCAUUUCUGCCUCCAGCCAUAGAUAUAAAUUCACAUAGAAAUAAUUAAGAUAAAAUAAUGAAAUACACUGCCCCCCCCCAAAUAAUUAAUUGGGUUUCUUCACCAUUAUGUCACUUGAAAAAUGACUUGUGGCAUAUACAUAACCUUGGCUAUCUGUUUAUCCAGUCCUUGCGCUUAUGUUCUGUGUUUGUGCCAAGAUAAAUAAAGAUUCUUUCAUUCUAUACUCUGCAUUUUGCUGUCAGAAGUUAGUAUAACACUGAUUUGUAUGUUGAGCAGUGAAGUGGAGAUAGUAGCUUUGAAUGUAACCAAAAUAUUUAACAGCAAUGAAUUUUGUGGGGAUUUGUAAGUACAUGAGUAUUUUCCCUACCAACCCCCCCCCCCACAAAAAUCCACUGUAUGUUUUAUAACAUUUUUCCUGUGAAGAAAAGGCAUGUUAUCUCUGCAGACACAAAUUCACACGUUUAAGAACUGCAAAAACAAGCAUCUGUGAUAAUAUCUUCUCAUUAGAGAAACUGCCCCAAAUAAUCUUACAGAAACCUCUGGAAGAGCAUGACAUUGUGAAUGGAUUAAUGGAAUUCGUUUACCAAAAAAUCUAAACAUUGCAUAUAAAGCCUCAUGCUACAUAAUUAAAAACAAAUACUUAUUUCCUGAUGAAUAGCCUUUGGACUGUAAUGUAACUGAAAUGGAAAACUAUCUUUAGAAAGAUUUUUCCUCCAAAAGCAUUUUAUUUUUUUAAAAAUCUGGUUUAAAUUUAAAAAAAAAGAUUUUAUAUAUAUAUAUAUAUAUAUAUAUAUAUAUAUAUAUAUAUAUAUAUCUCAUUGAUUUUUAUCCACCCUGGUUCAAUCAUGGUUUCUAAGGUCACGACAUAACACUACAAGUCAUGACUAGGAAGGUCAAAACAUGGUUUGUGGCCAAUUCUUGACCAUCGUUUAGGCAUUCCAAGAUCUUCAGGGGGGGAAAUAAGGAAGCCAAUAUAUAUAUACGUCAGGACUGACUUUUUCUUUCUGGUGCAUUUAACUGCAUGUUCUUUGGGCACUCUUAGAACUGGAAUCUAGACCUUCAACUCUGCAUUCUGCUUGAGGGCCAAAGAACUUGCUUUAGGUGGUUGUUGUUGCUCCAAUGUCAUUCCUUCUGAAUAUGUGCAUUUGUAAAUAUAAUUUUUGGAAUAUGUUUCAAUUUAUAGUUCACCCUGUCCAGAAGUUGCUGUCCAGACUGAACAGUGCCUUUUCCUUACUCAUCCUUGCAAACUUUUUAAAUGGCAGCAUAGUUUUAAUGAUAAGAAACGGCGGCUGUAAUACAAUGAUUUGCUAGAGUUGAUGCCUGAACUUAAUUUGAAUCCUUAUCUCCUAUGUCUGAGUCUGUACAGGCUGUCUUGAUUUCUCUCAUAAAGAUUAGGAAGAUUUAUUUUGACUUAAAAAUGCUUUCUGAAGUUAUUUUCAGACAAAUUCUUUUUCUGAAUUAGUUGUAUAAAGGGUGACAUACUUACUUCUCUCCUAAAUCUUCUAAUCUUCAGUAAUCAGAGGAGGACCAUCUGGUUGUGAGAUGAGACCUUGCAUCCAAGACCUUUAAGUUGUUGUAACAAGAUACAUCUGCCUUGAAGCAAAUAUUAAAAGGGUUUCUCUUAAAAAAAUAACCAGAACAACUGCCUGAAGAUUACCACAUACCUUCCAAAUUCCUCAUUUUGAUUUUGGCAUCGUUUAAAAAUGCUGCAUUUGUUUGUGAGGGACAUGUCACCUAUCCUUUUUUUAAGUGUUCUUUUUCUUAUGAUUCAAAUCCUUGUCCACAUUCCUAUUUAUACAGUAGAAUUAUGUAAGUCUGCUUAGCGACAAGGCAUCUAUACCUGCAGUUAUACUAAGAUUUCAAGUAAGUGAUCUUGCCCACGUAGGUAGGUAUAGCAGGAGUGGCGAGCCUCCAGUUUGGGGUCCUGAUCCACACACCCCGGCAUUUUUUUCUGGCCUUCCAAGACACUCCCACCCCAAUUUUGGUGGCAGUGGCAGAAACAAAAAUAAAGUUCACACACGGCAGCACUGGGGCGAUAAAGCUCAGUGCCCUGAUUGGGAUGCCAAUCACCCCUUCCUCACCCCUCACUUGGAUCAUUUGAAGAGUGGAGAUGGGGCAAUGCGCCCCUGCUCUGAUCUGCAGAGGUUGGCUGAGGAGAGGGGACUGUGUGUGUGUGUGCAUGAGAGUGCAUGAGAGAGUGUGAGGUGGUCACAGCCACUUUCGCCCACAGCCACUACUGGCAUGCAGCAGCUAAUAAGGGUGACUGCAGCCCUCGGACCAUAAAACGUUGGCCACCCAUGAGGCGUAGGAUCGCAGCCUGAUUUGAAAACAAGUCCACUGAACAGAGUGGAACUGCGGAGUAACAAUGCACAAGUUUGGGUCGUACCAAGUGUCCAGUACUUCCCAGAGGCAAAUAAAGGGAGUUACUGGGGAAAAUACUCAGAACUGAUCAGAGAGUUCAGGCAUUUCAACAAAAAAUAGGAGUACAACAGGAUUGAGGUGUUUUAACUCUUGUCAGGGCCGUUGACUCAUAUAUAGGAGAUAUAAAAGCCAUUAUCCGGACUGGAAGCAAGUGGAACCAGAGUCUGCAUUAUAUGGGGCGUGGGGGGCAUGUUGGUAUUUUAUUUUUUUUUAAUGAUAUUUAUUAAAGUUUCAAAAAAGGUUACAAAAAUAGAAAAAAGAAAAAAAGAAAAGAAAAAAUACAAAAUACCAAAAAAAUAAAAAUAAUAACACUUCUUUCAUUUACUUGUUUCCCUGACCUCCUCACACCUCCCUUUUUUGUAUUCCAGUUCAGUUAGCUAAUUCAGCAAAUCCUUUCCCUCUUUGUUUUUAUCCUAAUCCUUUAACUUAAUAUAUUGUAACUUUAAAUUCUCACCUAUUAACAAUCCAUUUUUACGCACUCCUUUGUAACAUUGCUGCUAAAACCACUUAACUUCAUUCCGACAUCAUUCUAACAUUCAUUAAUUUUGCAGUAUUUCUGUAAAUAGUCUUUAAAUUUCUUCCAAUCUUCUUCCACCGACUCUUCUCCCUGGUCUCGGAUUCUGCCAGUCAUUUCCGCCAGUUCCAUGUAGUCCAUCACCUUCAUCUGCCAUUCUUCCAGAGUGGGUAGAUCUUGUGUCUUCCAGUACUUUGCAAUAAGUAUUCUUGCUGCUGAUGUAGCAUACAUAAAGAAAGUUCUAUCCUUCUUUGGCACCAAUUGGCCAACCAUGCCCAGGAGAAAGGCCUCUGGUUUCUUAAGAAAGGUAUAUUUAAAUACCUUUUUCAUUUCAUUAUAGAUCAUCUCCCAGAAAGCCUUAAUCCUUGGGCACGUCCACCAAAGGUGAAAGAAUGUACCUUCAGUUUCUUUACAUUUCCAACAUUUAUUAUCGGGCAAAUGAUAGAUUUUUGCAAGCUUGACUGGGGUCAUGUACCACCUGUAUAUCAUUUUCAUAAUAUUCUCUCUUAAGGCAUUACAUGCCGUAAACUUCAUACCUGUGGUCCAUAACUGUUCCCAGUCAGCCAUCAUUAUGUUAUGUCCAACAUCUUGUGCCCAUUUAAUCAUAGCAGAUUUCACCGUUUCAUCCUGAGUAUUCCAUUUCAACAGCAAGUUAUACAUCUUUGACAAAAUCUUGGUUUUGGGUUCUAACAGUUCUGUUUCCAAUUUUGAUUUUUCCACCUGGAAGCCAAUUUUCUUGUCCAAAUUAUAUGCCUCCAUUAUCUGAUAAUAAUGAAGCCAAUCUCGCACUUUAUUUUUUAGUUUUUCAAAACUCUGCAAUUUCAAUCUGUCUCCCUCUUGUUCCAAAAUUUCCCAAUAUUUCGGCCAUUUGGCCUCCAUAUUGAGCUUUUUCUGAGCCUUCGCUUCCAUCAGUGACAACCACCUUGGGGUUUUAUUUUCAAGUAGAUCCUUGUAUCUUAUCCAGACAUUAAACAAUGCUUUCCUGACAAUAUGAUUUUUAAAUGCUUUAUGUGCUUUGACCUUAUCAUACCAUAAAUAUGCAUGCCAUCCAAAUACAUUAUUAAAGCCUUCUAAAUCCAAAAUGUCUGUGUUUUCAAGAAGCAGCCAUUCUUUCAGCCAGCAAAAAGCUGCUGAUUCAUAAUAGAGUUUAAGGUCUGGCAGGGCAAAUCCGCCUCUUUCCUUUGCAUCCGUUAGUAUUUUAAAUUUUAUUCUAGGCUUCUUGCAAGAAGCAAGAAGGCAUGUUGGUAUGUUGUAAGGAUAUAUACACCCUUUGGUUGAGAACAAAACCAACCAAAAGUUUAUUUGGAAUUAUAAUUGCCUUUUUCUUUUCUUUUCUUUUCUACUUCUUUGCAAUAUUCUUCACACAUGUAAUAGAAGGUAUUCCAGAUUAGUCCAAUGUGAGUUUUCCAAGCUGGGACAAGUCAAUUCAGUGAUUUGACUGAAAGCAGUGUAAGAUACCUGCUUGCUUGCUGUGAAAUCUGCCAUUUUGCAUUUUUGGGAGCUCACAAGGUUUGUGGAUUCUGAUGAAUUUAUCACAUCUUUGUUUGCAUUGAUGUAUAAGCUAGUUUCAGUGGAGGAACAAAAUGUUCCCAUGCAAGGAUGGGUAAGAGAAACAGGUUCGGGAAUUGGAAGAACAGGAUAUAUGCCGUUGGCUAAUAACAGCUUGACAGUUGGGAAAGUGUUAUGGAGAUCACUUCAGGUGGCAGAUUUAUAUGUGGGAUUUGUUCUCCUGCUUCCAGGCUAACAUGCAGUGAUAUGAAAGCUGUAAAUGUUUUUGUGAAAGCAUUUAGCUCAAGAAGUAAAUUCUGAUACUUCCACACAGCACUUGCUAAAAAAGAGCCUUUAGUAAGCCCUUAUUUUGAAGAUAGCUAAAACUCUGCCGUUCAUCAUUUUUAUAUCUCUUAAUGUAAUUAGUUCAACUUCCUGACUUCUUUGAUAAGGCGGUUGUGACAGAAGGCGCCCUGCCCACACCUGGCAGAAUGGUUCUUGGGCAGCCUUGGAGAUGAAUGAUGUCGCUUCCAAGCUUCUGCUGUCAGUGCUGGAGACUCCUUGCUUUGAGUUGCUGCUUGCAGCCCAAAUAAUUUAAUCCCUGCAUUAGCAACAUCAUUCCCAGAAAUCCAUGUAACAAACACAUCAAAACUUAUUUUAGGAAGAGGCAAACUCUUGUUUUGGCUUCAGCAACCUGCCUCUGUGGGCUGACAGUUUGGCUUCAGAAGACACGGAACAUCUCCCCAAAGAAGCCAGAGGUGAUCUGCAUCAGAAUAUUUCUGCUGCAUUCCUAGCUGGCCCUUAGAUCCGAUUCAGUUCUUGACCUGAGCCCGGCUCAUGGAUGCCAGAAGCAGCACACAGCCGCCCAGUUGGAUGCAGAGCCUGUCUCCCCAAAUUGCCUUGCUUGUGAUUCGUUCUCGGGUUCCAAGCUGUUUGGUGAGCCCCCACAGUGCAGUUUGGCGUGCGGUGAAUAGAUGACAUGGUUGCUUAGCUAUGCAUCCAGCUUGUGGCCCAGCGGCUGCAUUUUAGCAUGUUUGGGCUGUUGCAAGCUAGAUUAGCAAUUGCACAACCUCUUUAUUUAUUUACAGUACUAAAGUCUGUUCAUAUCAGCAUUUCUCCAUGUCAGAAUAACUACAUGAAUUUAAGGCAAGGUGUAUUUUUAAUAAGCUCAUUUCCUUCAAAACCUACUUCGUUGUCGCACACAAUAUUUGCUUUUCAUUGCUGCUACAAGAAAAAGGUUUAACAAGUGUUAAGAAAUUGCAUAAUAAUACCCAGGGCUCCUUUAUAACCAUGUGAACAAAGUGUUCAAUUUGGGGCCUGCUGGCUGAGAGGUUAAACCGUGUAAUCUUGGCACAAAAACAGUAGUCAAAGACUGGGCUAAACUGAUAUUACCUUAGUGAUAUUUGGUUUUAACCAGAUGGAAUGUUAAGCAUUAACACAUGAAAGGAUUACGUUGAUGUUGGAAAUGCAGCUGAUGACAGUUGCGUACAAAAGAGGCAAUUCACUAAAUUCUUUGUACUGCUGUGCCUAUUUUUGUAAAAGAGAGUCAAUCCGGCAUAAAUGGCAGGUUAUAGCCCCCACCCCAAUGCAUGGGCCUGUUCUAAUCACCUGAACUCUUGUAGCCUUUCUGUAUUAUAAGCUAACAAAACUUUGGGACAAGUAAGUAGAGCGAAACUCUGAAGUGGGAAGACUCCAGGUGAUGGAGAGGACUGCAUGUGUGGGAUCCCUGCUCUCCUCAGUGGGAGACUAUUGCUGCUGCUGCUACUACUGCUAAAAAUACAGUUUUUAUUUAUUUUCAUGGUACAGAAGAUAAAUUUUGAGAAAACAAUUGUUACAACAGUAAACAACAAAUUACCGGUACUUGUCCUGAUGAAAUUACAGACUUCUGUCAUGCCAUGUGUUAAAGUUUCAUUUGAUUACUCUAAGAGAUCAUGCCACAUUUUCCCAUAAGUGCUGGGUGGAUUCCUGCCACUGCCUGAAUAAUUUAUGUAUUCAAUAAACAUUUGCCAUAUAAGAGGAAUAUGGAUCGUGUUUGCCCUUUGCUGCUCUCACCCGGCAUGUUAGUUUCUCAGCCAGUGCUAUUGACUGUACUCUUGUUAUACCAACACCAGUUUUCCAACAUCUGGCUGUCUCUGUAUGAGCAGCAGUCAUUAGAAAGGCUAAGAGGUCAUCUUUAGGAUAAUCAGGAGCAGGCAGGAUCCUAAGCCCUAGUGCUAGUGCAGGGGACAUUUCUAUGGUUUUCUUGUAUAUUCAGCUUAUUUCUUUGAAGGGUUUGAUGAUGUCUCAACACCACCACAUAUGGAAAUAUGUACCUUUGACUGCACAUCCCCUCCAACAAUUGGGAUUGACUUCCUUGCAUAUUCGGGACAGUCUCACCGGUGUAUAAUGCCACUAUGCAGAAGUUUUAAUGAGGCUUCCCUUAUUUUUGCAGAAACUAUUUGCACAUCUAGGUCCAUUUCCCAUGGCAUUUUUGUGAACAAUAUUGCCAAAUUCCAGUGUUAUUAGAGCUUUGUAAAUUGAGGAAGCUAUGAGUGGAGAGAAGUUAAAAAAGAUGUGCUCCAUUGCUGUUAGUUUCCUGUUUGCUUGAGUGGAAAUGUCUGGGUUUAACGGGAAUCUUCACAGCUGGUUGAAAUGGUACCAUGACCAUUUAAGGUUUCGUAUGGCAGCUAUGAAUUGUUCCUUUCAUAGUGGGAUACUGUUUGCAUAAAAAUCUUUUAAUCUGUAAAGGCCCACCUGUUCCCAACCAUUCCAAUCUAAGUAUUGUCCUGUUUCUUUAAAAGAUGGGUGAAAGCAAAGAGGGAUAAGGGGAGAUAGUGGGGGAGCCAGUUUUUUAAAUGUUGCUUUCCACACAUGAGGUGCAGAGGACAGGGUACGCAAUCGUAUGGGUUUUAGUGAGUGAGGAGAGUAGAAAGGGAUAGGCUCUAUAUACUGGAUCUGAAAUGUCUAUAUUUAUACACUGUUUACUUUUUUGCCCGUGGUUCAGUGACAUCAAAUGCUUUAGCUGGAAGGCAUUGUAAUAAGUUUGAAUAUGUGGGAUUCUGAGCCCACCAUUUUGGACCCUUCUAUAUAUAAUUCUGGAGCCUAGUCGUGCUUUCCCCCCAUCUUGAAUAAACUUGUUUAUUGAGCACUGCCAAAUUUUAAAUUGUUUGGGUGUAAUCAUAAUCAGCAGCACUUGAAAGAAAAACGAAUUUUUCAGCAGGAUAGCCAUCUUUACUGCAGCUAUGCUUCCCGACCAUGAUAAACGUAGGUCUUUCCAGUAUUCAAGACUUUCUCAUACUUGUAGGAAUACUGGUGUGAAGUUUGCUUUCCUUAGAGCUGAUUUUUAGUUAUCUGCAUUCCCAAAUAUUUUAUUACCGUGUGGCAGGUUUUAAAACCUGUCUGAUUUUGAAUGGUGAAGGAAUGCCUAUAUACAUAAGUUCUGAUUUGGAUUUGUUGAUUUUUAAUCCAGCCACUUCACCAUAAUUGCCUAGUUCUUUCAUUAAUACAGGCAUUGCAUCUUUUGGGUUAGAAAACAUUAUUUUUGCUAUAUCAUCUGCAAAAAGGCUUAUUUUAUGCACUAAUUUUUUAAUUUCUACUCCUUUUAUCUCCAAAUUGUUUCUAAUGGAGAGGUCCAGUGGUUCAAUUGAGAGGGCAAACAAGAGGGGUGACAGAGGGCAUCCCUGCCACACCCCUCUUGCAGUGGAGAAGGCUUCAGAGUCUAUACCAGUUACCCUAACCUGAGCGUAUGAGUUUUUGUAUAGUCUCAUGACAGAAUUCAUAAAAUAUAGCCCCAUAUUCAUUUUUGGCAACAACCCUUCUAGGAAUUGCCAGUUGACUCAAUCAGAGGAUUUAUAUGCAUCUAUUGAUAUGACUGCUAGUGGUAAAUUUUUGCUUUUGCUUGGAUGGAUAACAUUUUUUUUUUUUUAAAUAUUUUAUUAAGGAUUUUCUUGUUUUACAGAAGUGUAGUGCCUCGUUUUUUUUUUCCCCCCAUGUAACAUUUUUACAAAUCCGUUUCAUUUGUUGAGGCAUUAGGGGGAGAAAAAAAAAAGAAAAAAGAAAAGGGGGGGUGGAGAGAGGGAAGAUGGAUGGGGGUGGGGUCGGGUGGCGGUGUUUCUAUUAUGUUUAAUUGUAGACGGAAAAUUGGGUCACAGAUCUGUCUCUGGGGUAUGGACCCAGCUUGAUCUAUGAUGAAAUAAACGUGUUGAGGCUUGCAGUAAAGAUUUUAGCAUCUUGAUUUUUCCCUGGCUUAGGUAUAAUCUAGGGCUGGCAUAUGUCCUGAAUUUCCUGGACAUAGCCAGGAUUUGGCCCCUGGAAGCAGCAUCCGGGUGGAAAACGCUGAAACGUCCAGGGAGGAAAAAACUCAACAACUUUGGCAAAACAAAUAAAUAAAUAAAUAAUGCCCCAAAACUUUGCCAAAAAUACGAAAUAUGGCAACCCUAUAUAACUAUUAUUUUAGAGUGUUUCCAGGAGGUUGGUACUUGACCACCUGAAAGAAUAUCAUUAAACAGAGAGGUUAAUCUUGGGAUCAGAAUCUCACUGAAUCACUUAUAGAAGUUUGCAGUGUAACUGUCUUAACUUUAUACCCCUUCAGUUUUUUGAUUACUGUGGCUACCUCAUCUAUAGGCUGGUUUAAAUAGUCCCCGUGGGUGUCAUUUACUUUAGGUAAUGCAAUUCUUUCCAAAUACAGUGGUACCUUGGUUCUCAAACGGCUUUGUACUCAAACAACUUAGAACCCAAACACUGCCAACCCAGAAGUGUUCUGAACCUUUUUUCGGAAGCCGAACAUGCUCCGUUUUGAGUGUUACACUUCCGAUUUGAGUGCCACACUUCUGUUUUGAGUGUUACACUGAGGUCCGUCUGUUUUUGCUAUUUAUUUUGAGUUUUUCUUUUUGUGCCUUUUUUGUUUUGUUUUUGUGACUGUGUGGAACCCAGUUCAGUUACUGAUUGAUUGUUUGACUGCAGUACAUUGUUUAUUGCUUUCAUUUUAUGGAUCAAUGGUCUCGUUAGAUAGUAAAAUUCAUGUUAAAUUGCUGUUUUAGGGGUUGUUUUUAAAAGUCUGGAACGGAUUAAUCCAUUUUGCAUUACUUUCUAUGGGAAAGCACGCCUUGGUUUUAGAAUGGUUUGGUUUUGGAAUGGACUUCUGGAACGGAUUAAGUUUGAGAACCAAGGUACCACUGUAUUCUGUAACUGUUGGGAAGGAGGUGAUAGGAUCAGCAUAAAGGGAGGCAUAAAAAAUUCUAAACAUAAUUUACUUACUGUUAUCAUCAUAUUUAAGGGUACCUGCCUCAUCCCUUAGCUGGUUUACUCUCUUAAUGUUCAUUCUUUUCUGAAUACGGUUAGCAAGCAUCUUAGACUUCUUAUCACCAUGUUUAUAAUAUUUUUGGUUGAGGAAAAGCAAAUUUGUAGAGAUUUUUUUAUGUUUCCAAGGCUGUGACUUCUGCUCUCCUAGCAUUCAAGAUACUUAAAGUCUUCUUCCUGCCACCUCUUAUGUGCUUUAGUUCAAGCUGCCUUAUUUCCAGUAGGAGGUGAUCUGAUUCUUUGGCAGCCUUUCUUUUGAUUGCUGUCGCUUCACUAAUGCAGGUCCCCUGAUGAUGCCUUCAUAGCUUCCCAGACUGUUGCAAGAGGCAUUCUCUCUGUGGUGUUAAUAUCCAAGUAGUUAUUUAUUUCUGAAAAGAGGUGGUCUGUUGCCAGCUUAUUCGGUAGGAGAAUUGCAGGGAAUUUCCAGCUAGAUGAUGACUUGGGUUUUUCUUGGAGACGUAAGGUGGCCCCCACUGGAGUGUGGUCAGAAACAGUGCGACAACCAAUCUUUGAUUCAACAAUUAUUUGAAAGUCUGAUGUUGAAAUCAUGACAAAAUUGAAAUAGGAGUAUGAUGAGUAACAACUUGAAAAAAUGAAAAGUCUUUAGUAGUUGGCUGGAGCUCUCUCCAUAUGUCUGCCAGGUUGUGUUUGCGAAGUAUGUCUUCCAAAGCUGAGGGUGUUUUACGUGACUUGGUUACAGUGGGACCGGUUCUGUCCAGUUGGGGAUCUCAUACAAGAUUUAAUUCCCCUCCUAAUAGCUCCAUGCCUUCCUGGAAUCCAGAUAGUUCUUGCAGAGUGAGUCAGAGAAAUUGUAACUGUCCUUUGUUCGGAGAGCAAAGUGAGUCUAUAGUUGGUGUGAUGCCUUUCCUUGGGCCUUUGACAUAGUGGCCUCUCUUGUCCGUCAAAGUUCCCUUGAGGGUAAAAAUCAGACUGUUGGAAAUCAGCACCGCUACACCUCUUGCUUUUGAUGUGCCAGGAGAUGAGAUUUGGACAUCAAAGCCUUUGAGACAAUGAAUUCUAUCCAUUUGCUUCUUACAGUGCGUUUCCUGUAGGCGUAUUAUUUUAGGAUUUCCCAUUUGAGCAGUAGCUCGACUCUUUGUUGUUCCACUGGUGAGUUGAGACCAUUGACAUUUAUGGUGAGUAUUUUUCAACAACAACAACAACAACAACAACAAUAAUAAUUUAUUAUUUAUAUCCCGCCCAUCUGGGCGGCUUCCAACACAAUAUUAAAAUGCAGUAAUUAAAAUACAGUAAUGCAUCAAACAUUAAAAGCUUCCCUAAACAGGGCUGCCUUCAGAUGUCGUUUCUAGUUUCCAUUGGCCAGAUUAUUAUUAUUAUUUAAAUUUGUUAGUCAUUUUAUUUUGCCAAGGGUAACCUUACAACCAACCAGACAGAUGGAUUCUUCCACAUAGAUACAUUAAAAUAAAGAGGGGGGCAACACAUUAAAAACAUUCUGUCCCCUUUCAAAAGGCCACAUACAGUGGUGCCUCGCAAGAUGAAAUUAAUCCGUUCCGCAAGUCUCUUCGUCUUGCGGUUUUUUCGUCUUGCGAAGCACGGCUAUUAGCGGCUUAGCGGCUAUUAGCGGCUUAGCGGCUAUUAACGGCUUAGCGGCUUUAAGAAAAAGGAAACAAACUCGCAAGAACUCGCAAGAUGUUUCGUCUUGCGAAGCAAGCCCAUAGGGAAAUUCGUCUUACGGAACGACUCAAAAAACGGAAAACUCUUUCGUCUAGCGAGUUUUUCGUCUUGCGAGGCAUUCGUCUUGCGGGGCACCACUGUAUAGUUAAAGUUUUAGCCCAGCACCUGAAGAUAUGUAGUGAAGGCACCAGGCAAGCCUCCCUGAGGAAAUUUUACUGCUGUUGAGAUCACUCCGGGUCUGAGGCUUUUCACUGGGGGGAAGUGGUGGUUCUUUUGUGUCUAAGGAACCCCCACCCUUUCAUAGUAAAAUACGAAAGGGGAUAGGAGAUUUCUUUUUCUGAUGCCACCGCUGCUUCUCGAGGCUCAAGAUUGCCUCUUGAGCUUUCCCGGGGUUGCAUAGCCCUUGCGUAGCCCCCAAAAGACCCCCUUCAGUGACUGCUCCGUCUCUGAGUAGCUCAGGUGCGCACCCGCUUUGAUCCGCGGUAAAACAGGAAGUCGGCAGUCCCACCCCAGCCUGUGCCAUGCUGCCAUUUUCCAGCACUACCCUCCUUCUGUUGCUUGGUUCCUCAAACAUCAGAGGCUGCGAACACAACCAUGAACCACAGAACCUGGACACAGAGUUUGCCCUCGCUCUCUACCAAUGCUGGGCAGAGCUCCACCACGGAACGAACCUCACUGUUUCCCCAGUGAGCAUGUCUCUUUCUUUGGGGCUCAAGGGAGCGCAUUGGCCCAGCGGCAGCAUGCUCUGGGAACAGCACUCAUGGUGAGGCAUCCCUUUGAGAAGCAGCUUUUCGGUCAUGAACUUCACCUUACAGCUUGGACUGUCAAGGCAGUGGAUGGUAUAGGCUAGGUCAAUACUGACCACUGUCUCUCUUCAGCCACACGUGAAGGGUUUGGGUCAUGGCAGGCUCCGGAGAGUGGGGACGAGGGAAGAAGCGUUGGGGGACCAAGGGGCAGAGAGAGCCAAGCCCAAUUCCUCCCAGAGCUGGCCCCGCCUGACCACGUAAGCGUGUUGCAACGGAGGAGGCGGGCCCAGUGGGGAGGCAGCUCCAUUUUAUUUCAGACAUCGUGAUAUACUGCAAUGUUUAGUGGGUGUUAUAUUGUGAUGUUGAAAGCCAGAUACCAUCCAGCCCUAGUCAUGGGUGGAGUGCAGGGCUUGCUGUUACUGCAGCGUACAUUGAGGCUCUGACUCAGUAGAGAAGCACACGGUGUGCAUGUAAAAGGUCCCAGGUUCAGUCUCAUGAGCUACAUGGAGACCUCUUAGCAGAGCUGGUCAGAAGAGGAGAAGGAACAGGACACGACUGUGGAAUUGGAUCCUGGGAAGGGGCCCAUUGGCUUGGGAGGUGCUGAUCUUGACACUGGGGAGGGACCAGGUUGGUUGUCAAAUGGAGGUCUCAUCCCCAGUACAAUUGGACAUCCCAAGAGCUGAGGAGGAGCCCCUGGUUUGACUUCAGCCCUGUUUCCCAUUGCCUCUGGAUUGGCAGCUGAGGCCGGAACAGACAGCGAAUUAGCUGUGAGACUCUGUCUCCAUAUCCAAGGAUGUGGUGCUAGCUGUGCCAGCACAAGCUGUUCCAGCCUACUCUCCAGAAAGCCUGCUUGCUUGCCCCAGUGGGCUCUUCAAAAGGGGAGCUGCAGGGGCAUGCGAAGCGUUGGGACAAUGUCUUAGUUAUGCCUAGCCAUGAACAUUAGGACUGAUAUAACUGCUGACUUGCACGCCUUGUAACCUGAUCUUUGUUUAGCCAUUGCAUUUGGCGAAAAGGGAGCCAAGAGUACUGUGUCUUCAAGUGGGAGCCAGAACAAUGCCCUGCUCGUGAUCUUCCAGGGGCCAGUGUUAGACACAGAAUCCUGGACAAAAUAGACUUUGUUUCUGACCCAGCUAAGGGAUUCUUAAGUUCUGAUUACAGUGUACCAUGAUGCUAUAAUUUAGACUGGUAGUGUUUUUACUAUUGUCUCCAAAGGCAGUUUGCAACAAACAUGUUUUGCUAUGUGCGCCUUACAGGUGCAAUGAACAGAGGACUGGGAUAAGCUGUGGCUCCUUGCUAUGUAGACAUGCGGGGUCGAAGCACACAUGACAUUGCAUGCUGUGUGAAGCAGCUGUCCCUUGUACCUCAUUCUCAGGCAUCAGUCCUCUUCCAAGUUGGCCUAGGAAACAGAUGGUAUAUACUGCAGGUAUUCAGCUGUCCAUUCAGAAUCCAUUUAUCCAUUCUUCCUGAGACCUAUUUUUAACUUUUGUCAAUUCUGUUGUUGCUGCGACAAGUUUGUGUAGCAGAGUUGAUUGGCUAUAAUAAAGAUAAAGUAAAUUAGCAGAAAGCAAACUUAAACUGUUGAUAUACACUACAAUUUCUUAUUCCAAGCAUGCACAUUUCCUAAUAGCAUGUACUAAUUGGUUGACAGAGUCAUCAGAACAUGCUGAUUUGCCCCUAAAUGUAACUUUUAUGUUAUUCAGAAGAGUUUAGCAUACAUGUGCAUGCCUGCACAUGCAUUAUGUAUAUGUUAAGGUGCAUAACAACCAGCUGUUGAGCACAUUCUGCAGGUCUCACAGAUAAUGUAUUUUUCAGAAAUAUAAUGCAUCUAGUGUUUUAAAAAUACAACAAAUUCUAGUGUACUAGAAACUCAUAUUGGUAUUUUGGGAUACGUCAACAUUCCCCAGACCCCGUAGAGACGUUUCCAUGAGGGGUUCCUGAAGUGGCGUUGGGGCAGACAUGUGGGUCUUUCACAUGGAAUCAAUACAUCUGGCAGGAGGCAGACUUAGCGCAUGUGAUCCACACAAUCACCCUGUGUGAUGGGGUCAUUUAAAUUUUAUCCCAGCGAUGUGGGAGCUUGUUCACAGAGAAGAGGCUUCCGUGAAUUUGGAUGCAGGUGUAAAGAGCCCCGUGCUCAUGAUUUAUGUCCGACUGCAUUUGGCUGGUAUUUGGAUCUUGAAUAAGGAAACUAUAUUUAAAUUUCAAAAUGUGGACUUCUGCCUAUCUCUUUGUACCCAUACAAAGUCUCCAAAUGAGGCUACUUGCAAUCCACAUGCUAUUUUAAGUCGACACCAAGGCCCCAGAGAUCAUGGGAUCAUAGAGUUGGAAGGGACCCUGAGGAUCAUCUAGUUCAACCCCCUGCAAUCCAGGAAUAUUCACCUGUCCCUCAUAGGGAAUGAACUGCAACCAUGGUGUUAUCAUCGCAUAGCAUACCAUGGGCCGAAUCAUAGAAUUGGAGGGUGCCUUGUUAAGCUGUUCUGUUGACUCCCAUGCUCAGUGUGGGAAAACCAAACGCAAAGUAUCCCCAACAGAUGGCCGUCCAGGCUCUGCUUGAGGAGCAGACAUAAAUAUUGGAGAACGGAACAAAACUGCAGAGUGUGAGUAAUUAAGGAGUAAUUCAACUCUCUGAAUUAACCUGGAAGGAGGAAGGCAUUUUCUUUGUAAUAUUUCUUUUUAAAUUUUCAUUUUAUAAUGUUAUAUAAAACAGAGAGAACAAGUGUAACAGAUGAAAAUCAAAAUGUAAAAACAAAGUAAAAUAGGCACCAAGGAUGAGUGCAGUUGCACAUGCAAUAAAAUAACAAAGUUCAAGUAAAAAAUAUUAACAUUAUCAUCAGAUUAUCAAGCCAAGGUAAAUAUUUGGAAUGCUCUCAGUCUGUCAGUUUUGCCAGCCAAACUUUGAACAGGAGCUUUCAAACUGUGUGUGUUUGUGUUUGGAUGUUCUCUCUCUUUUCUUACACACACACACACAGACACACACACACACACACACACACACACAGUCUACAUGUACCGUAUUUUUUGCACCAUAACACUCACUUUUUUCCUCCUAGAAAGUAAGGGGAAAUGUCUGUGCGUGUUAUGGAGCGAAUGCCUGCGGGGGGGGGGGGAUCUGCUGCAGUCGUGAGCAGAGGAUCCAUGGUUCCCCUUCCUUCCCUCUUCCGUGGUUACAAAGCAUGGAUCCACAUGGAUCCUCAGGAUUUUUGCAUUGGGCUACUCCAAACUCACUGUCAGAUCACAUGUCUGUGGCCAUAGCAUGAACCACAAAAAUCAUAUAUCCACUAUUUCGUUUAGAAUUUUUUUUCUUCUUGUUUUCCUCCUCUAAAAACUGCGUGUGUGUUAUGGUCUGGUGCGUGUUAUAGAGCGAAAAAUACGGUAUAUUUUGUGUGUCUAUUGACAUCAAGCUAAAAGCAUUUUUGAUUAGAGUGGCCUACCCAGAUAUGUAGAAUGUUGAGGGGGGUGUGUGUGUGCUUAAUAUAUUUUACUGAUUUUUCAAAAUAACAUGUAAUAACAAUCCUCCCAACCAACAUCGCCCACUUCACACACCCCACCCUCCAAAUACAGGUUCCUCAUGGGAAAACAUUGUUCCAAAGUGUCAGGUGUGAGUCUGGUGGAGCUCAUUCUGAGUGACAGUCAGUUGUGUGUGUAAUAAAAGAAUGCCGCUAUAAAGUUAUCCUCUUCCAGCUAAUGCCUUGAUGUCCUUAGUUAAUUUUUUGAAAGUGCCAGUAUCCCUACUUUCUUUUUCCACUGUGAUGAUAAUAAUUAAAGGUAAAGGACCCCUGACAGUUGAGUUCAGUCGCGAACGACUCUGGGGUUAUGGCGCUCAUCUCGCUUUACUGGCCAGGGGGGGCCGACGUUUGUCCACUCCGCAGACAGUUUUUCUGGGUCAUGUGGCCAGCAUGACUAAUCCGCUUCUGGUGAAACCAGAGCAGCGCAUGGAAAUGCCGUUUACCUUCCCACCGGAGUGGUACCUAUUUAUCUACUUGCGCUUUGAGGUGCUUUUGAACUGCUAGGUUGGCAGGAGCAGGGACUGAGCAACAGGAGCUCACCCGAUCGUGGGGAUUCAAACCGCUGACCUUCCGUUUGGCAAGCCCAAGGCUCAGGGGUUUACACCACAGCGCCACCCGCAUCCCACGAUGAUAAUAAUAAUGAUUAUUAAAUCUGUAUACCACCCUUCAUCCGUAGAUCUCGGAGCAGAUCACAGCAUAAAAAUACAAGAUAAUAACACAAAAUGCAUAAUAAAAACAAGUACAAAACAAACCUAUAACCCCUCACCUCACCCCACUCCCACUAACACAUUUGAAGGAGUAUAGGAUGUUAAUCAGCCAAAGGCCUAGUUAAAGAGGAAUGUUUUUGCCUGGCUCCUAAAGGUGGAUAAUGAAGGCGCCAGCUGACUCUCCCUGGGGACUUCCUAUUUUGAGCUAUGUAGUAUUCUAAUGGCAAUGUAAAGGAAGGUGAUUAGUGCUUUGUAUGUCAAAUUAACACUAUCACCUUAAAAACUGUUAGCAGAACCAAGGUUGGGGUGUAAGUAAUGUUAUGGUUUGUAAUCAAACUUCUGUCACUAACAACAGUCUUCCAGAAUGCUUGCAGUUUAUAACAAUCCCACCACAUGUGAAUAGUUCUGAUAUCUUUACACCCUCUAAUGAAGGCGUUUUCUGAACCACCCCAGUGCCAGUGAUAAGUCCAUAAUAAUAAAGAUUGAGUUGAGGCUGAAGGUUCCUCUUCUUGGGUGGAAGGACACUUUCAUGUUAAGCUUGUGGUCCACCAAGACCCCCAGAUCCUUUCCACAUGUACUUCUAGUAAGCCAGGUGUUCCCCAUCCUCUAUUUGUGCACCUGGUUCUUCCUGCCUAAGUGCAGAACCUGGCAUUUGUCCCUAUUGAAAUUCACUUUGUUAGCUUGCGCCAGGUUCUCUGAUCUGUUAAGGUCAUUUUGAAUUCUGAUUCUGUCUUCUACUGAAUUAGCUCCCCCUCCCAGUUUGGUGUCACCUGCAAAUUGGAUGAGCAUCCCCUCAAUUCCUUCAUCCAAGUCGUUUAUAAAGACGUUGAACAACAGGCCCAGGAUGGAGCCCUGAGGCAGACCACUGGUCACUUUUUUCCAGUCAACCUGCUACAAAUCCACCUGUUGCUUCAUUCAACCCACAUUUUACCAGCUUCCUCGUGAGAAUAUCAUGGGAAUAUUUUUGUCAAUAGCCUUGCUGAAAUCAAGAUGUCCCUCAUUCCCCUGAUCCAACAAGUUUGUAAUUCCAUCAAAAAAAGAAAUUAUAUUGCUGGCAUUACUUAUUUUUUAGAAACCCAUGCUGGGUCUUAGUGAUCACAGCAUCCUUUUCUAAAUACUCACAGACAGUUGAAUUAUCUGUUCUGAAGUGAAAUGCUAUUCUUUCUUUGCAUAUAACAUUUAUAUCUUGGGGAGUGGGGGUUGUAUAUGAUGAAGGCAUGUUCCUGGGCUCUCCUCAGCACAAACAUAUAAAUAUAAUAAUAAAAAAAACUGUGAGAAUGAUCAGGUACGUGUUGUUGUUUAGCCAUGUAUGCCUCUUCGUGACCCAAUGGACCAGAGCACACCAGGCACUCCUGUCUUCCACUGCCUCCCGCAGUUUGGUCAAACUCAUGUUGUUAGCUUUGAGAACACUGUCCCACCAUCUCAUCCUCUGUCGUCCCCUUCUCCUUGUGCCCUCCAUCUUUCCCAACAUCAGGGUCCUUUCCAGGGAGUCUUCUCUUCUCAUGAGGUGGCCAAAGUAUUGGAGCCUCAGCUUCACGAUCUGUCCUUCCAGUGAGCACUCAGGGCUGAUUUCCUUAAGAAUGGAUAGGUUUGAUCUUCUUGCAGUCCAUGGGACUCUCAAGAGUCUCCUCCAGCACCAUAAUUCAAAAGCAUCAAUUCUUUGGCGAUCAGCCUUCUUUAUGGUCCAGCUCUCACUUCCAUACAUCACUACUGGGAAAACCAUAGCUUUAACUAUACGGACCUUCGUUGACAAGGUGAUGUCUCUGCUUUUUAAGAUGCUGUCUAGGUUUGUCAUUGCUUUUCUCCCAAGAAGCAGGUGUCUUUUAAUUUUGUGGCUGCUGUCACCAUCUGCAGUGAUCAUGGAGCCCAAGAAAGUAAAAUCUCUCACUGCCUCCAUUUCUUCCCCUUCUAUUUGCCAGGAGGUGAUGGGACCAGUGGCCAUGAUCUUCGUUUUUUUGAUGUUAAGCUUGAGACCACAUUUUGCAGUCUCCUCUUUCACCCUCAAUAAAAGGUUCUUUAAUUCCUCCUCACUUUUCUGCCAUCUGUGUUGUGUCACCUGCAUAUCUGAGGUUGUUGAUAUUUCUUCUGGCAAUCUUAAUUCUGGCUUGGGAUUCAUCCAGCCCAGCCUUUUGCAUGUUGAAUUCUGCAUAUAAGUUAAAUAAGCAGGGAGACAAUAUACAGCCUUGUCGUACUCCUUUCCCAAUUUUGAACCAAUCCGUUGUUCCAUGUCCAGUUCUAACUGUAGCUUCUUGUCCCACAUAGAGAUUUCUCAGGAGACAGAUGAGGUGAUCUGGCACUCCCAUUUCUUUAAGAACUUGCCAUAGUUUGCUGUGGUCGACACAGUCAAAGGCUUUUGUGUAGUCAAUGAAGCAGAAGUAUCAGGUACAUACCAGAGAGUAAGUCCUAUUGAACUCAGUGGGACUUACUGCUGAGUAAAAGUGCUUAGGAUUGCAGUGUAAAACUGCUGCGGAGGCAGGAAGAAGAUUAACAAAAUCCAUCCUCCUAGCAAACUGGGGAAAUAUCUCCUCCCUCACACAGUUUGUGACAUCCUACACCUUUCCUCAGCAGUUUCUUUUUCUUUGAGAAAAAUAAGAAGCUCAUGUAAAUGUAAACUGAGCUUUAAUAAUAAAGAAAACUGGAACAAAAUAACAUAUUGGGAGAAACUAAAUACAACAACAUGAGGCAAGUUUUGAGGCAAGAAACAAGGUGGCAGUUGGUCCCUCUUAAGGGAUCACACCCUGAAGGGAGGGGCUGAUCCAGAGCAGAACCCCAAGAGACCCUCCAGAGGGUGGGUGGGAGAGAGAGAGGGGGGGGGGAACACACAGAAGCAAGCAAGACUCCAAAGUGCUUAUCUUGUGAACUUGCCAUUUAAAUUGUUUAAUCAUGUUGCAAAAAAGAGGACCGGGUGAGGAGAUCUGAUCUCUUCAUCACUUUUAAUGGAUCUCAGAGAUGUGAAGGAGAGGGUAAAGCAAAAGGAGAAAGGAUCUUUCUGGGGGCUAGGAUGCGAGGUCCCUUCCAACUCUGCAACGGAUUCUCUUCCUCCGCUUCCCGCCCCUCCAGAAUUUCUUUCUCACAGGGGAGCCAAUCUUCCGCUUCACUGCAGACAGCCUCUCCACAUUUUCCAGCUCUCCCUUUCCCUGCAUCACAUAAAUAAGGCACCUUCAGCUUCAUGGGGAAAGGGGACUGUAAGAGCUUGUGGCUGCUGUUCACUUUUUCAUAUUUCUCUCCAUUUGAAGCGCAGACAUGCAGGGAUCCUGGCUGCCCCCAGCUGCGGCUCUGAUUGAGUUCACGUAUAAAACCCACUGUAACACUGUCCUUUAUGCAGUCCUCUGUGUCUAGUUUAUCCUUCUCUUGUGCCCUCCUUUCUUUUGCCACUGCUCCCAGCUCUAAAGUUAACUUUCAGCCAACAGAAUGCUGUGAAGAGAAUAGAGUGGCCCCCAGAAAAUGCCCCCCCAAUUACCAAUAAAAGUUUCCUUCCAAAAAGUUAGUUAGUAAAUGGACAGAAAAGGCCCAAUGUAAACCAAUCCUAAAUGCAACAAUUAUAUCACCUUUCCGAAUGUGUAAAGUGGUUGUAUCUGGUUGCAUGGCUGACUGCAGAACAGAGGGAAAGGGGAGUCCCUGCGUGCAAGGCAGCCUGGCUCAGGUAUUGAGAUUCACUCCUCUUGUUUACAGGAAACACAAGCUCUACAGAGUUCAGCGUCCUAGGAAAAAAGCAGCCUUGUACCAGUUAUAACUUGUACAACAAGUAGUACCUAGUUAACAGUAACAAGCGUGGAAUAAUCAUUACAAACGCCAUGCUGAAAACUGAAGUUAUGUGUUCAUGCUCCUGUGGAAUUAAAAGUGUGCAUGGGGGCUUCAGUGUAUUUUGAGCAUGCCAAAUUGCAUUUUGUUCAGUAGGAUGUGUUGUCCUUGGGAGCCACAUCUGGAAUUAUAUGUUCACGUUACUCUGCACACUUUAAUUAAACUUGAGAAAAUCUGUGCAUGCCACAGAAAUUAGCAAAUACCAUGUAAGUAAUGAGAAGGGCCCGGAGGGCACGGCUUGACAGCCACAAAAUUCUUGCAGAGUUACAAGAAGUACAAGGGGUAUAUUUUCUUCCCACCAUCAUGCACUUAGUUUUAGGGAAAAUCUAGAAGCAUGAGUUCCUCUCUAGCUGAUUUUUAGGUACUUCAGAAUUUAUUACUCAUCUAAGAAAAUCAUUCUCUUACAUAACUUAGUAAGAGUUAGAUGCACAAAGCUACUGGUGUUCAAGUUCUGUAACUGUAACUUCUCAAGGCUUUGUAAAACCAAGUUAACCCUCAACAUAAUGUUUGAAAACGUGCCUUUUGCCCUCCAAGUCAGUCAACAGUGUGAGUCAUACUCUGAACUUUAUCAGGCAGUAAUCUUACACUUUUAAAAUUGCAAAUUCAUUACAGUCAUCUGUGCUUUAUGUGGAAUAACAGGCUCAACAGGGUUCUCUAGUCCAGGUUGUGGUUACUCAUUAAACAUGCAAAUCGAAAAAUAUUUCAUAACUCUAAAUGAAGCAACUGACAUUGUUUUUCGGGGGGGGUAGGUAUUUGAAAAUAUGAAUAUGAAUUUUCAUGCCCCUCUGUUUAUGUAUGUGUUCAUAUUGAAAUAGGAUUAACUUUGAAUCAGAGAAUUGGAAAAAGACCAAAAGGGUCAUCUAUUUCAACCCACUGCAAUGUGAUACAUUUCCCACUCCUGACCACUUGCUACUUGGAAAUCAGUGUGGAAGAAGGACUCUGUGGGUGAACUGAAAGAUUCUCAAUGGCUUAAGAUCUGGUCCACUCGUCUCUUUAGGUCUGUGUCUGCUAACAUUAGGGAUAAUUCUUUGAAGGGGUCCACCUCUGGUUUUUAGACUCCAGUCCAACUAGCUGAGGUCUACUUCCUCAUUAUGUUGGUGGGAUUGUAAGGUACUACUACUCAAUCCACCAGAACCUGUCUCUGCAUGCAGGGAAGGGUUUGAGACCCAUCAGCUCCCCUCACCUGGUCAGCCGGCAAGUCAAAGUCGUUUCCUGCAAUGUGGCCGCUGUCAUAUGCUGACAGCUUCUAGGAACCACAGGUGAGAACUGAGUGCAGCGUAGAGCCCAAAGGUGGACAGACUACUCCAGAAAGAGCACAAAAUCUCCCCCACCAUCGGUACUACCCUUCCCCCCACCCCAUACACCCCUUUUUAAGUAAAAUAAAUAAAUCAAAAGGCAGCAAGCAGCAAAUAUUUGAAUUCAUGAUCCUUCUAUCUCUGGUUUUAUUUCAUGUGGUGGUGGUAAUUUUAUUUUUUCUUCGAUUUAGUAGCAUAGGAAGGGAGGGUGGGGAGGCGGGGCACCCAGGACAGCCCUGGGGCUGCAGGGUGCCCAAACAGCUGCAUCCCUCCUGGGUGCCCUCCAGCAGGCCCAGUGCUGCCGUGAAACGCAGCUGGGGUGCUCUGUGGGCCGGCACACACCAGCUGCAUCCCUGCCGGGUGUCCCUUGCCCACUUGGGACCCCCUGCCUCCAUGGCACAAGCAGGGGAUGCUACACCAGUGCUCCUGCCUUCUUCCCACAAAGAGCCUCAGGAAAAGAGGGGAGAGAAGGCAGGCAGAGCCCAGGAGACAGGUGCCCUCAGGGAUUCAGUGUGCAGGUCACUCACUCUUCCUCACUGUUACUAGACAAACACAUUCAAUGGACAAUUUCCCAUGGAAAUGUAAAGCAUCAGAGAACCUUCCUGAUCAUGUUGUUUUUGGGAAAACUUCAUGCGGGCCGCCCUCUGUGCACAGCCACCCCUCCAACCCGGCUCCCCAGAGCAAACCACCUGGUCCGAAACUAGACCUCAGACUUAUCUUGGGCAGCCCUGCCUAGCCCAACGGCGAGAGGACCAGACAAGGGGCAUUCUCACUUCCCAUUCACUCAGGUGGCACACCCUGCCCACUUCUACCCCAUGGCACAGCACAUGCAAGCGCACCUCCAGCCCCCCAGGCGCAGGUGGGUGGGGCUAUGCCAGUGCUUCGAUUUGCAAAUGUUGGAAGAAUUACCCUGCCAGUGCAAACAGGGUGGAUUUGAUUUAAAUAACUAGUCAGUAAGACUUGAUUUUAAUCAUUUUUUUUUUUUUUUUACAAAAAGACUUGUUCUUGCUGGUAUAAGAUUUCAUUUUUUAAAUAAUAAAUUUUCAGAGUAGUUUAGAUACUCAUAUUUAUGGUAUGGGAAAGGGAAAACACAUAAAGGCUUUUCAAACCGUAUAAUAAGAAAGUCAUUAAUAAGAGUGUGGGGAAAAUAAAAAGAUCUGUUAGAGCGGAAAACACCAUGGUGGCUGUCACCCACUGAAGCAUUUUCACUUAAGUCGACCAAAAAAGUAAGCUGGUUGACAUAUAGAGAGUUGUUAACAGAAGAAGACGGUAAACUCAAACUAAAAGAGUAUGAUGAGCUGAAAGGCUGUCUACAAAGUUGGUUACACCAUAGGCAAUUAAAUGAAAUUUUUUAAGGAAGACAAUAAAAAGGGUUUAAGUUAUACAAUCUCCAGAUUUCAAAAAGAAAUAGUGAAAGAGAAUGUUAAAUUGUUAAAAUAAGCAUGUAGUAUUUUAUUAGAGUGCGAAACCAAAGAUGAAGAGGUAAAAUCAGUUAUGAUUAAAUGGGCUCAGGAUGUGAAACACAACAUCCAAUUUGAAAGUUGGGAAAAAUUAUGGAAAGUUGAUAUAAAAUUCACAGAUUGCAUACUAUUAAGAGAGAAUUACAUUAAAAUGAUGUAUAGAUGGUAUAUCACACCAGUGAAAAUGGCAAAGAUGUUUAGGAAAGAAAAUAACAGAUGUUGGAGAUGUAAGGAAAAGGAAGGAACAUUUUAUCAUAUGUGGUGGGAAUGCCGCCCAGAGUGGCUGGGGAAACUCAGCCAAAUGGGCGGGGUAUAGACUUCCGAGGGGCGGCGCGAACGGCAAUGGCGGUCCUCUUCUGAAAGGGAGAGGAGGCUCCGCAGAAAACGGGUCGUCCGCUACGGCGAGCGGAGACCCACUCCGGAAAACCCCAGGCAGCAAGAGCUUGGGGUCCUGAGGCUCGGUGGGCGCCUUAAGUGACCCUCCAAACGCAGAAGGAACCUCGUAAGGGGCUCCGGAGCGUGGAGGGGGGUUGCGGCGCUGAGAGCUGCUUCACAGUCUGCGGAGUGAAGCCGCGCUGCUGCUGCCGGUGAGCGCUGAUCCUUUUCCUGCUAAAACACGGAUUCGGACGAAAAGCAACUUACUCGUGAGUAAAGACUGAAUCACUUGAAAUCAGAGACUUUAUAUGAAAAACCUUAAAUUGGCUUGAACUUGGCUGAAAGCGGAGAGACGUGGAAACAGGAAGUCCGUCUUCCGCAGCCAUUGAACUUGAAAAAAGCAACUAAGUUGGAGGAGUGGAGGCUGAAAGGAAGAGAUUUUAAACUUUACAGAUCUAAGCAUCUACUGAACCUGCAAUUUAAAGUAAAGACUUUAAGCUAAAGACUUGGAAUUUUAACUUGCACUUGACUCCCCCCUUUUAUUGGAUUACAAAUUAGAAGGUGAAACCCAGAGUCAGGAGCUGCCUGAGCAUUGAGAAAUUGAGCUGUCAGUAUUGCAGAUUUGGAUACUGUAUAUUGGAACUUGCAACAAUCUGAGGGUAUUGAGACUUUUUAAAUUUGAAACAUUCUUUUUGGAGACAAAUAAGCACUGUCUGUAACAAAGUGACUACUUAUAAACUCUGCUAAAUAUUUAUAUUUGAAGGUUCUUGGACAUUAAAUUAGACUCUGAAAGACAUUUUAAGCUCCCUCUAGAGGACUGGAUGAAAACAGUGACUUUACAUUUACAUUUACUUUCGAUUCCCUUGUUGUUUGCUUGCUCUGGGCCUUUCUAUUCCCAUGGGAAAAACUCAGUGUGACCUUGACUGAUAGACAACGUUGGAAUGAGUGGCACAAGGAAAAGAGGGAGAGUUAGACAAACAACUUUAACAACUCUAACCUCAGCCUCGCAGACACGUAGAUCAUCUGUACCUACUUUGCCCUCAGAAGUAGAACUUGAAGAAGUUGCCUUGCCACAGGCAAAAGAGGGAGAGGGUGAAGCAGAGCAGUUACAAUUGGAAGAUAUGGCCUCAGGAGUAUCUGUUUCUGUUCUAGACAAAAUCUUUGAAAAAUUGGAAGCUUUGGACAAGAAAGUAGAUGCGCAAUCAGCAAAGAUUGACAAAAAUACAGAAUGUCUAAAUAAAUUAACCAUACAAGUUGUACAGAAUACACAAGCAAUUGGACAGUUAACGGAGGCCUCAGCAGAAAAUCGGAAAUUGGCUGAGGAUACUAGACAAAAAUUGGAAAAUUUAGAGCAAGAGGUAAGGCCACUCACCAAACAAGUUGGGGAACAUCAGACUUAUCUUUCCAUGAUAGAACUGCGAAAUCGUGAGAAUAAUUUGAGGAUUAGAUCAUUACAAGAGGCAGAAGAAGGAAAUUUAACUGAGUUUUUGACCAAAGAAUUUUCCAAGUUCUGGAAUUUGGAAGAAAAGGAUUUUAAAAUUGUGUCGGCUUUCAGACUUGGAAGAUUCACAAAGAAGGAGAGGCCCAGAGACUGUUUGAUUACAUUGAGAUCAAAGGAGGAAAGGGAUAAGAUUUUGGGCCUACAUUACGGAAAGUCACUGGAGGUUUUGGACAGAAGAAUUGAAAUUUAUAAAGAUAUUCCAAGACAACUGCUGGAUCUUAGAGCCGCCUAUUCUGAACUUGCUAAACUACUAAGGAGCAACGCAAUUCCAUUCAGGUGGGAAUUUCCACAAGGAAUAUCUUUUACCUUUAAAGGGAGAAAGGUCAAAGUUAGAACAUUGGAAGAGAGAGACAAAUUUUUGGCUACAUACGGAGAGGACCUUCAAAAGGAAUUGAAUUACCUUCUGGGCCUGGGGCAAAGCCAGUAUCAACACCAGCACCUGGGGAACCUGAAGAUCCAGAGAAGACACCACCCCUGGAGAAAUAACCAGAUAGAUCCAGGAUGUCUCUGCAAUUGCUGAGUUGGAACAUUAAUGGUUGUAACAUUCCGGAAAAAGGAAGAAAAUAUUUCAUAUAUUAAAAAAGAACAAUUGGACAUUAUCUGUUUACAAGAAACACAUGUGACGAGGCUCCACAGAAAAGUGUUAAUAAAUAAAAGAUUGGGCCAGGAAUUUGUUUCGUCGGACAAAGUUAAGAAGAGAGGCGUGGUGAUAUAUGCAAAAGAGAGCCUGUCACCUAAAUUCUUAUUUAAAGAUGAACAUGGAAGAAUUUUGGCCAUUGAGAUACAAUAUCAAGGAGAGAAACUGUUGAUAUUAGGAAUCUAUGCACCUAACGAAGGGAAAUCGGAAUUUUACAAGAAGCUGCAGGGGACAAUGCUGGAAUAUCUGGAUUACAACAACAUCAUAAUGAUGGGAGACAUGAACGGGUCGUGUCAACUAACAUGGACAAGUCACAAAGUCAAAAUGUUACAAAAGACGGCAGACUACCUAAAACUUUUUUGAAAUGACUGACAAUAUGGAUUUGAUUGACAUUUGGAGGACAAAGAACCCACUAGGUAGAGAAGGAACAUUCUUUUCUGAAGCCCAACUGACCUGGACAAGAAUCGACCAAAUAUGGAUUUCCAGAGGCCUGGCACCUAAGGUCAGAAAAGUGGAAAUCUGCCCAAAGACCUGCUCUGACCAUAAUGCAGUAAAGAUGGAUAUGACACUACUACCAACUGGAUCCUUUAGAUGGAAGAUGAAUGACAAUUUGUUUAGAGAUCAGGAAAUUACCAAGAAGGCCCAAAAAGUUUUGAAGGACUAUUUUGAGAUAAACAUGAACAAUUCGGUGGACAAAAGAAUUGUCUGGGACGCAAGCAAAGCUGUAAUGAGGGGAUUCUUGAUACAACAGAAUGUAGUAAAGAAAAGAACACAAAAUGAGAAAAAAGAUAAAAUCUUGGACAAAUUAAAAGAAUUAGAGAAGAAAUUAAGAGCGAAUCCAAAGUCACAGCCAACUCUGAGAGAAAUUAAACUCUAUCAAACACAAUAUUCUAAAUUGAUAAAUCAGGAAAUUGAAUGGAAGGUUAAAUUAAUGAAACAAAAAACGUUUGAGUCGGCGAAUAAAUGUGGAAAACUGCUAGCUUGGCAGUUGAAGAGAAGACAAAGAUUAAACACGGUUACAAACUUAGAGGUUGAUGGAAAAACAUUCAGAAUCCAGUGGAUAUUAGAAAGUGUUUCCAGAGAUAUUUUAAAAAUUAUACACCCAAGGGCCGCAAGACGAAGUUGAGAUUAAACAAUUUUUGCCAAAAAUGGACUAUCUAAAUUGUCACAAGAAAACAGGACAAUCCUGAACUCUAAAAUAACACGACAGGAGAUUGAACAAGCUAUUCAGAACAUGCAACUUGGCAAAUCUCCAGGGCCAGAUGGGCUGACCUCCAAGUAUUAUAAGACAUUAAAAGACUAUUUGAUACAACCCUUGAUGGAGGUCAGCAAUGAAAUUAUCGAGGGAAGAGGGCACCGGAUUCGUGGAAGGAAGCGUUCAUCACAUUAAUACCAAAGUCAGAAGCUGAAAAGACACAACUGAAGAACUACCGUCCCAUCUCUCUUUUAAAUGUGGAUUACAAAAUAUUUGCAGACAUUUUGGCAAGUAGAUUUAAAAAGUAUUAAAUGAAGUAAUUCAUAAGGACCAGGCCGGUUUUCUCCCAGGUAGACAUCUGUUUGCUAACACAAGGAACAUUAUUGACAUCUUGGAACUUCUGCAAACAGAUAUAAAUACAAAAGCAGUUUUAAUUUUUAUAGAUGCGGAGAAGGCCUUUGACAAUAUUUCCUGGAAAUUUAUGAUGGGAAAUUUAAAAGAGAUGGGAGUGGGACGGGGUUUUGAGAAUGGGAUUGAGGCGAUAUAUUCAGAACAGAAAGCUAAACUGAUAGUUAAUAAUGUGGUUACAGAAGAGUUUAAAAUUGAAAAAGGGACACGACAAGGUUGCCCUAUUUCCCCUUUGUUAUUUAUUUCGGUUCUGGAAGUGCUACUGAACAUGAUUAGAGGGGAUCGGUUGGUGGAAGGAAUUCAGGUUGGUCAGAAACAAUAUAAACUAAAAGCUUUUGCAGAUGACCUGGUUUUGACCUUGCAGAAGCCAGAGCCCAGUACGAAAAGAGUAUUACAAUUGAUUAAUGAUUUUGGUCGGGUGGCGGGAUUUAAAUUAAAUAAACAGAAAACUAAGGUUUUGGGGAAAAAUUUGACUGAUACAGAGUCAGAACGGUUUCAGAAUGAGACGGAACUUAAUGUGGUUAAAAAGUAAAAUACCUAGGGGUAAACAUAACAGCAAAAAAUCUAAGUCUAUUUAAGGAUAACUAUGAAAAAUGUUGGACAGAAAUUAAGAGAGACUUAGACAGUUGGUCAAAAUUGAAACUUUCUUUGUUAGGCCGAAUUGCUGCUAUUAAGAUGAAUGUAUUGCCAAGGAUGUUGUUUUUAUUUCAAACACUUCAGGUUUUGGACAAAACGGAGUGCUUUCAGAAGUGGCAGAGAGAUAUUUCGAAGUUUGUCUGGCAGGGCAAAAGCCCAGAAUCAAGUUUAAGAUAUUAACUGAUGUAAAACAAAGAGGGGCUUUGCCCUGCCGGACUUAAAGUUGUAUUAUGAAGCCGCAGCGUUCUGCUGGCUAAAAGACUGGCUACUUCUUGAAGACACUGAUGUGUUGGACUUGGAAGGGUUUAAUAAUGUUUUUGGAUGGCAUGCAUAUUUAUGGUAUGACAAAGUUAAAGCAAAUAAGGCCUUCAAGAACCAUAUUGUCAGAAAAUCAUUGUAUAAUGUCUGGACAAAAUAUAAAGACUUGCUGGAAAAUAAAACACCAAGGUGGCUUUCACCUUUGGAAGCUAAGGCCCGAAAAAGACCCAAUAUGGAGGCUAAAUGGCCAAAAUAUUGGGAAAUACUAGAAAAGAUGGAGACAAUUGGAAAUUGCAGAGUUUGGAGAAAAUGAAAGACAAAGUGCGAGAUUGGUUACAUUACGCUCAGAUUAAAGAAGUUUUUAAAAAUGAUAAGAAACUAGGGUUCCAGGUGGAGAAAUCGAAAUUAGAAACAGAAUUGUUAGAACCAAAGACUAAGGUACUUUCAAGGAUGUAUAACUUGCUGUUGGAAUGGAAUACACAAGAUGAAAUGGUUAAAUCGGCUAUGAUAAGGUGGGCACAGGACAUUGGGUAUAAUAUUAUGUUUGAGGACUGGGAAAAGUUGUGGAGUAAUGGAUUGAAAUUUACUGCAUGUAACGCUCUGAAAGAAAAUGUAAUGAAAAUGAUUUAUAGAUGGUAUAUGACCCCAGUUAAACUUGCAAAAAUUUACCACCUGUCUGAUAAUAAGUGUUGGAAAUGUAAAGAGUGUGAGGGAACGUUCUUCCACCUCUGGUGGACCUGCCCUAAAGUGAAGGCGUUCUGGGAAAUGAUUUAUAAUGAAUUGAAAAAGGUAUUUAAAUAUACCUUUACCAAGAAACCAGAGGCUUUCCUUCUGGGUAUUGUCAGCCAAGGGGUGGCAAAGAAGGACCAGACAUUUUUAUGUAUGCAACAACAGCAGCAAGGAUACUUCUUGCAAAACAUUGGAAAACUCAAGAUUUACCCACACUGGAAGAAUGGCAGAUGCAACUGAUAGACUACAUGGAACUGGCUGAAAUGACCGGCAGAAUCCGUGACCUGGGAGAAGAGAGAAUCGAGGAGGAUUGGAAGAAAUUUAAGAACUAUCUACAAAAAUAUUGUGAUUUGAGUGAAUGCUAAAUAAGAUGCUAGACUAAAUAACUGAGCACCACUUAACCUAGAAGUUUUUAAGAAAAUAAGUAAGACUGUGAAAGUUUAACUCUUUAUGAGAACUAUAAGAUUAUGAAACAUUGAAGAGAUAUAAGAAUUUAAAUAAGAUGAUAAAUUGCUGACAAAAUGUUAUAACGAUGAAAGUGGGAGCGGGGGAUGUGAGGAAGUCCAAAGAAAAUGUGAAACUAUGUUAAGACAAAUGUUAUAUUGUUUAUUAUGUUUAUUUUUAUUGUAAAACCCAAUAAAUUGCUUUAAAAAAAAAAAACAAAUGGGCGGGGUAUAAAUAAUAAAUUAUUAUGAUGAUGAGGCAAAUAGAUUAAAAAUAUUGGGAAAUUAUAUACAAUGAAUUGGGAAAAAAAAGUUUAAAAUGAAUUUUGUCAAACACCCUGAAGCCAUUUUGUUAGGUAUCUCAAAUCAAGAGCUAUCAAAAGAAAAAUGGACAUUAUUUAUGUAUGCUACAUCAGCAGCAAGAAUCUUGAUUGCACAAUAUUGGAAGACGGAAGAAAUACCAUCAAAGGAACAAUGGCAACAAAAGCUGAUGAACUAUGUAGAAUUGGCUAAGCUAACAUACAAACUACAAGAGGAUGAAAAGGACUUCAAAAGAGUCUGGGAACCAUUUACUGUUUAUUUGCAGAAAUAACAGAAUGGACUGGAUUCACUGGCAGGAUUUGAAUAAACUUUCACAACUUCAUUUAAGUAACAGAUAUUUUAAAGAAAUGAUAAGGGAUUUUAUUUUUGGGUAGGAAAAGCAGGAUACGAUAUAUAAAACUAAAUAACUCAGCAGAGGGGGAGAUGAGGGAAGUCCAGAGGAGGGGAGGGAGAAUAAUUGUAAAUAACAUGAUGAAUGAGAUUGGUAUCAUUAAUUGUUAUAGAAUUCAAUAAAUAAUCGGGAAAAAAGAAAAAAAAGAAAUACAUAGACAAAUAAUUAUGAAUUAUUGUGAGGUUUCAUAAGUUAACUGUUUAUAUUUGGACAACUUUUCUGAUGUACUUUUUGUGGGGGGGGGGAGGAAAGAUAAAGUUGGGAGACCUAGUCUGGAAGAGGCUUGCAGAAAGAGGAGGCCGAGGAGAAACAGGCUGGUGGAAAGCUGGAAAAGGGGAACCGAGGACUGGAGCGGAGAACUUCAGGGAUUCCUGCUGCAGGACUGAAGUUCCCAGUAGAGGCUUUAUUGUUUGGAGAAUGUCAGGCCAGCCCCGGGAAGAAGGGCCUGGAAGCAGUGAACUCUUCUUAGUUGACCUGCAAGCACUUCAAGGACUUACAGAUCUCAGUUAUUAUUUCCACCCCUUUGGAUUUGCUUCUGCAUUCAGGUGCCUAUUCUGUACAGUUGGGUGUGAGUGCAGUUGUUGGGACCCAGUGGGAUUGGGAAGAGGUUGCCAGCCCUGAAGAGCCUUCAGCACUUGCCUCAAGUCUGAGGUGCACAGAUAUGCAACUGACUUGCACAAUUAAUACACAAAGAUCCACAGACUUGUGGAAUAUUCUGGUCACAAGGCUGCACUUUCAUUUUCACUGCUUCACACUUAGCUAAUUCCACUCCAAACAAUCCAUUCACUGAACCUCUUGGAACUUAGCCUUUCAGAGGUAAGGGGUUGGUUCUGUGUAUAUAAAUUUGCAAAGGAACAAUGGGAUUAAGGUUUCUCCUCAGCUCUGUAUGUUUAUUCUAUAACAUUUUUCCUGUGAAGAAAAGGCAUGUUAUCUUUGCAGAAACAAAUUCACACUUUUGAGAGCUGCAAAAACAAGCAUCUUUGAUAAUAUCUUGUUAGAAAAACUGCCCCAAAUAAUCUUACAGAAGCCUCUGGAAGAGCAUGACAUUGUGAAUGGAUUAAUGGAAUUCAUUUACCAAAAAAACCACUGCAUAUUAAACCUCAUGCUACGUAAUUAAAAACAAAUCCUUAUUUCCUGAUGAAUAGCCUUUGGACUAUAAUGUAACUUAGCGUAGAUUCUGGCGUAUAAGAUGACACCCCCCCCCCCAAAUUGGCAGCUGCAAUUUGGGGUUUCGUCUUAUAAGCCCAGUUGCCUAAUACACUGGGCUGCUCCAUGCCGGGAGAAGGCUGCCCGGAGCAAAGCACCGCCCGCCGCCCCUGUUGCUGCUUCCGAAGUGGGCUCCACGCCAGGCCGCUCUCUCCCGGUGCGGAGUGGAGCCCGCCGCUACUGCGGCUGCUUUGGAGCUGCCGCAGCUGGAGCGGGGGGCGGAUGUCCGGCGUAAAAGGCGACCCCCGACUUUUUAACCUCUUUUUCGGAGUUAAAAACUCGCCUUAUACGCUGAAAUUUACAGUAAAUAGAAAACUGUCUUUAGAAAGACUUUUCCUCCCAAAGCAUUUUAUUUUUUAAAAAUCUGAUUUAAAUUUUUUAAAAAUCGGAUUACAAAAUAAUAAUAAUAAUAAUAAUAUUUAUUUAUACCCCGCCCUCCUCAGGGCAGCUAAAACCAAUAAAAUUACAAUAAAACAUAAUGGGGGGGGGAAACAAACAAACAAACAAAACAGUUUAUAAAAAUAUGGGUUAAAAUACAAUUUAAAAUGCAGCCUCAUUUUAAUAGUAGCCCAUAAAUCAACCAUAACGGGAGGGAAACAUAAGGGUCAGACUGAGUCCAAAGCAAAGGCCAGGCGGAACAGCUCCAUCUUGCAGGCCCUGCGGAAAGAUGUCAAGUCCCGCAGGGCCCUGGUCUCUUGGGACAGAGCGUUCCACCAAGUCGGGGCCACGGCCAAAAAAGCCCUGACCCUAGUUGAGACCAAUCUAACCACCUUGCAACCCGGGACCUCCAAAGUGUUGUUAUUUAUGGACCUUAAGGUCCUCCGUGGGGCAUACCAGGAGAGACAGCCCCGUAUGUAUGAGGGUCCUAUCAUUAAUUUUUAUCCACCCUGGUUCAGAAAACCAACCCCAAAUUUACCCUCAACUCUACCCUCCUUUCCAGAUGUUUGGGUUGCAACUCAAAAUCACUUCCUACCUUGUGAAUUCCUCAUGGAGGUUGUUUGGCUCCGAUGAAUAGUAUUUGAUUCGAAAGUGCAACGUAUAUGGUGGCCCAACUAGAUGAAGAAAGGUUUUUAAAUGUUAAAAGCCAGAAGCCGUGCAGUAACUCAUACAAUACUCUAUUACAACGAACGAAGGUAUUUUGUGAAAGUGCUGAAGCCUUUGGCGUGAGCAGGGCUGAUGUCACAAAGGCCCAGCAGUGAUGCUGUCACAGACAGACUAGGCAGGGGAGGGGAGUCCAGGCAGCACCAGAGAAACAGGAGAGCUGAACCAGAUGUAAUGGGGGCAGCUGUGUUUGGUUCAUCACAGAUUUGCUGGGGGAGCCAAAAAGCUGCCUUAGUAGCGUUGGGAAGCAGCCCCUCUGAUUCAGAUCCACUCUGCCAUUCAACUCUGCGCCCUAUGGUUGGGUGCGUCCUGUAGAACGAAAAAUACGGUAGAUAAAUAGGUUCCACUCUGGCAGAAAGGUAAACGGUGUUUCCGUGCACUGCUCUGGAUCGCCAGAAGUGGCUUAGUCAAGCUGGCCAGAUGACCCAGAAGCUGUAAGUAAAGCGAGAUGAGUGCCGCUACCCCAGAGUCGGCCACGACUGGACCUAAUGGUCAGGGGUCCCUUUACCUUUUACUAAUUAUAUAUAUUUAGAAUUUUAUUGAAAAUUAAGAACCUCUCCCUUUGUUCCUGGGAAUGUACUGGUGAAUAUUUUUUCUUUGAACUUGGUGUUCUUUGAUAGCUGACCUGUUUAUAGGGGACUAGCUUGAAACAUGGUGACUUAAUUGGUCCUUUUGUUAACCUUAAAAAUGUGUUCAUCGUAUUCUUUUUCAUAAUUGCCAUUUGUGCCAUCCUGUUCAGAUGCCCUGGCUUUUGUAUGAGUGUAUGUGUGAGUGUGCAAGAGAGAGAGAGAGAGAGAGGGAGAAUCUUUAUGUGGGCUGUACUGCUUUAGAAUGCAGUUAGAGGGCUCACGCGUUUGAAUAUUCCUUCAUAUUUAAAAUAAAUAAAAUUAAAAUUGCUUGAUGCAGGAAACCAGAUGUCAACAAAGCAUGCUCUUGAUAUGCUGGUUUUCUAACAUCCCUUCCUGGAGAAGACUUGGAUAUUUUUCACACCAGUAAGUUAAGCAAGAAAGCCUUUGCAGGGGUUUGCGGGUGGCAAGUAAUGCAGCAAAAGACCCGUGAGAGUUUUGACCUGUUCACUUACUGCUUUCUGGGGAGAAAUCCCAAUUCAGUAAGAGGAUCUAAUGCACUGUAACAUUUAUUUUGAAUGUUUAAAAAACAUGGUUCAGGGACAGACCGGAAAGUGGUUUCAUUCAAGUAAGUGGCAGAGCCUGACUUAACUUGUGAUGGAGAUGCCCGUUGAAACCAUUUCAGUUGCUCUGGUGGAUCAUCUAUACCAGGAGGAAGACAGAUUGUGGAUUAUACUGGAUCCCUCAGUAGCUUUUAUACCUGGUAUGCUUCAGGAUAAGUUCUUGGGCUGGGGACUGGAGACACCAUUUUUCUGUGAUUUUCCACUCCUAUCAGGGGGGCCAGUAACCUUGAGACUGGAUUGCUGCAAUGCACUUUAUGUGGGGCUGCCUUUGAAGAGAGUCCAGAAAUUGCAGUUAGUCCAAAACACUCUAGAGAGGUCACAAACAGGGACUGGACAAAGAAAUCUUACUUUGCCUGUGUUGGUCUUAACGUUCAUGGCUUAGGACCCAAAUAUUUCUUGGGCUGCCUUCUGCUCUUUUGAUCUGUCCACUUCCUGAAAGUAUUGUCUGGCACUUUUUGAGGGGUGCCCUUGCCUUCUGAAAUAUAGUGAGGAGCGAGCAGAGAGGAUGCCUUUUCCUUUGGUGGCUCCUUGCCUUUGGAAUACCUACUUCAAGGAAGUCCAGACCUUGUUGCCACCAUUUAGGCAACCCCCACCCCACCCCACCCCCGGCAUUUAAGAACUGCUACUGUAAGCAUCUUUAACUCAGAGCAGUUUGCUUUUACUGUCUAUUUGAACAGGCAGUUGCUGCUCCAGUUGCUUUAAUUUUCUGUAUUAGCUUGAGUUUGUUAUGCUGUUGUACUUUCUCUUUACUACCUUUCUGUUAGCUGAAAGCGCAAUAUUGUGUUGAAGUUGUCAGAUGUCAGUAAAUAAAUAUUGUUUGUAUGAAACAUGCAUGUAACUAUAUUUCCUCCUUUUUAUGUAAUCCUUUCUUGUAGAAACACGCAAAAGGGCAGGAUUUAUUUGACCAGAUUGUGUACCAUUUGGAUCUUGUGGAAACGGAUUACUUUGGCCUUCAGUUCAUGGAUACAUCCCAGAUUUUGGUAUGUAAAUGAGCUUUAUUUUAUGGUAAUUAUGGUGUCUAGAAGCAUAUACUAAAAGCUCUGAUAAGGAAGCCCUUGUUUAUAUAAUGUUGUGAAAGGUCAGAAAACUGGCACAAGUUUCAGAAUUGCUCUGUGGAAGCUAGUGUGUCUUCAGUCCUUGGGUCUGGCUCUUAUGCCAGUAAGAUACAUCUUGCAUUUAGAGGUAUGAGAAGUAUUUUUACACCCUGGCUGCAUUCUACUGAGAGAGGGUGUGGGAUGCUAUAGAAAGGUAUUCUUUAUUGGCUGUGUUUUGCAUAUUGCCUCCAGUGGGAUGUAAGAAGCCAAAUAUGUAGUACAAGAAUGAGGCCCAAGAGUUGGGAUUCAAAUGAGAAAGAAAGUGUGUCAUUGCAGAUUUGCUCUCCAGGACCCUCCACCUAGUGGGGGAAGUGAUGAAUACUGCUAGCACCUCUUUCCACCUGAGCAGAGCUUGCAUGUUUUCCCGCAGAUAUGCAAGACUGAUCCGUGCUCUGAGGCUCACUCUCUUUCUCCCUUUUUGCUCCCUGCAAAGAAGCCUUCUUAUUAACUGUAGGGUGAUUGGUUUGGUGUGGUGGUUUCCAGGGAUCUUUCCACCAAUGUGUGCUCCCCUUUCAUCUGAGAUUUUUGGUAGGCAUGUUACAAAGGAAAAGGUAUAGCAAUGAGGUUGAGGGCUAAUCUGAGCUAUGUUAUGUGGGAUGGUUUUUCACUCACAACCGGAGGCACUUCAAAAUCUGCUUGAAUCUGUCACUUUCAAAGUCUGCCAGGAAGUCGUAUGUGACUUGGGGUAAAUCUACAUCUUCAGUAGAUAAACAAAGUACAGCUCUCUUCAUCACAGAACCAUUUCCGAGUAGGAAGACUUGGAGCACUUGUUUGUGUCAUAAACUUCCUGCACGUUGAACAACUUUUGUGUCAAGGAAAGGCGUGGCAAAAUAGGUGAGGUGAACUGAAAUCCUUGCAGUGUAAUGGCUUUGGCAGACCCUGAAGCUUCCCUGGCCUGUCUCUUUUGGGGUCUUUAUGGCUUCAAGGCUGAGAAAUUGCACCCACAUACAAACUAGCUUUGAGUACAGAAUAGCUCUGUUUCUUUAGCAGACUGAAUUGCUCUUGGUAUCAAAUGGAAAUUGUCCUGGCAGUUUAGAAGAAUUGGUGCUUAGAGGGUAAUCUGAGAAUAUCUGAAACUGUCACUUCCAAAAUACCAUACUAGCUUCUUUCUGAAUAGAGAAGUCAUUUACUUGAGAUGCAAUAACAUUUUUAAUUAUCAGGCUUCAACUCUACAGAGGAAGAAACCAAAACACUUGGGAUUCAAUUUGUAUCAUCUGGCAGAGAUGGCACAAUAGAGAUUUGCUAAAGCCAGAAGUUGCCUGAAUGGCUUAUUUUUUGGUAACUGAAGUGACAGUGUUCUUUGAAUGAAUAACAGCAAAUAGUUGUGCUCCUCGGCCCCUGGGUGAAUUGUAUGCAUUAUCUUAAAGGAGAUCUUGUAAAGCGCCUCCACCUCUAAAGGAGCCGUGUGUAUUAAAAGUGGGCAUUGCGUCCCCCCCCCAUUUGAAGUGGCUGCUUCAGUUCAUUGUUUCCCCGUUGUCAUGCUAUUUUAGUGCUGUGUUCUGUGUGUUCAGUUUUUAAAAUAAAUAAAUGCAAACACACCUAUAUUUCAUUUUGUUUAUUUACAGUAUUUAUAUUUAUUUUCCCUUUUUUGGUGAGAUUAUCUGUUAAGAUUUGAAGAGGAGCUCGUUGCACAAUGAGAAUGGGGAUUAAAAAAACCCACAAAACCAACCAAAAACAUUUGGGCUCUUCCUCUCUAAUGUGGAUGGAGCUUUUCUCCAUCAGGCAACCUCACUCUGCUUGGUCCAGAGGUUGGGGAGGCACAGGGGAUUGGGCUAGUAUAGGGAAGGGAAGUUGGGGCAGGCACUCAGCAGCAAAGCAGCUCUGGACUGCAACCAAGUAUGCAAACAGUGAAAGGUCUCCUUAUUUUUUCAAGGUAGAUUUCCCUUUCAGUUCUCCUGUUUUUGAGGGGAAGGCUUUACAUGUUUCUCAGUACAACUUCUGAACACCCCCUCUUCCAGCUCUAAGCUGGGAUGGGGAGUCUGUGGCCCUCUAGAGUGUAGUUGGGCUGCAGCUCACAUAAGUCCCAGCCAAGGUAGCCAAUGGCCAGGCUUUGUGGAAGUUCCAGUCCAACAGCAUGGAGAGGGCCAUAGGCUUCCCCACCCUGGUUUAGAGUGGGACGUGGGGGUGAUCAGUAGUUGUACUGAGAAACCUGUAAAUCCUUUCCCCACCCAAGCAAUUCAGUACCUCUCACUUAUCAUAUCCACAUGUGUCGUAAGGUAAUUUUUCUUUUUAAAAGAGGAAAUUGAGCCUCCUCCAUCUCUUAACAGUUGUGGCAUAUAAGGUUCGGCUCCAGACAUUACCCAAGCCAAAGUCACAUCUCUCAAGGAAAACAGACAAGCACUGCUAAGGACUGUGGAGAUGGUGCUGUUUUUCUGGACUUUCAAAAAACAUUAGAUUUUUCUGUGGUGUAAAAAGUCAGAAAUCCAGGGGAUAUGAAAGAUGGUAUUAUACAUGCCACAUUUAAAAAGUGCAGUUAUUCCACACAAAUGCUUGGUGUGGAAGCAGCACAUGGAAAUGGUGCAAAUGCUUGUUGAACAUGGUAUUCUUUGUAUGUUUCUUUCUGAAAUAUUAAAAACGAGCAGAGUCCUUCCUUUUUAAAAAAACAACAAUUUUCUUUUCCUAGCACUGGCUAGACCAUUCAAAACCCAUUAAGAAGCAAAUCAAAAGUAAGUAUGGUGAACCUAAAUCUUGAGUCAUUGCUAAAUAUUUCAUAUUUUUCAAAUUACAGAUUCACAUUGCCCACUAUUUGCCAUGUUGCUCACUAGUUGAAAGGUGUUUGUGUGAGAUCCCUAAGCACUCCCCUCCCCCCCCCGAUACUGCCUCUUUCAGUAGUUUUCUCUUGAUCAGAUUAAUGAUAUGCUGUUUGGUAGUUCCCCAUCUGGGACCACAAUGCAGAGCUGAUGAAACUAAGCAGGUAUGAACUUGAUCACCGUCCACCAGGAGCUCUUAAUUAAGUUUGAUAAGGGCUUCCAGACUGCUUUCUGAUAAGCAAGAAUGCUUCGCUGAUCUGAGCACCUAGAUCCUGAGUGUGCACUCUCAGUUUAAAUCAUAAAAAGUGCCUGGUUGAAUCAAGCUAAUCCCUGGACUAGCAAUUGACUGGUAGUUCUGUAGUGAAGUGCAGUCAUCCUUUAGUCCACCUCUGCUCUUCUUACUCCGUAUUUACUGAGCAUUUGAUAUGUCCUGUGUCUCUGUGCUCUGUUGAUAGUUAGUUGAAUGUGGAAGUGGAGUGAAUAUACACCGGUAGAGUAAUUUAUAUGCAAUGUAAAUGUGCACUUAGAUGAGCCCCUUAAAUUAAAAAAUUACUUUUUAAUUUAAUAAAAAAAUGUGCUUUUUAGAGCACAUUACCAGACAUAAAUUUUCCAUAAAAGCAUUUACGAUAGAGUACCUACCUAAGUCUCCCAGUUGAAGAGUAUUUCAACCAGUGAAGUUCAUGAUCUAUAUUUCUUCUCCUUUAGCUCUUACACCCACGGCCCAUUCUGUCCGCCAUUGUUCGUUUCCUGCUUUGUCUGCCCAUUCUGCCUUCAGUGUUGCCCUUUCCUUAAGCACCCCUCGGCCUUUCUGCUUCAAGCUGUUGCCUCCUCCACUCCACCUAUCCUUUUCUUAAGAUAAAACAAGAUGUAAUAGUAGCAACCCAACUUACUUGGAGUCCACUUUUGCAGAAGUGCUGUACUGCCACCUGAAAUUUCACCAUAUCUCCAAUUUUAAUCCACUUUUUAAAAUAAAAGUUUUCCUGCAGAAACCCCACUGAAUGGAUUGGCCUGAUAUUUGCCAGGCUUAAUCCACUCCGUUUGAAGAGGCAAUUUUUCGAUUUAUAGUCAAGGAAGGGAGAGAGAGGGAGCUUCAGAUUUAAUGGAUCAGAUUGGGAUGACUAGUGAAUGGAAUGGCAGAGUGGAUCUGAAUCAGAGGGGCUGCUUCCCAACGCUACUAAGGCAGCUUUUUGGCUCCCCCAGCAAAUCUGUGAUGAACCAAACACAGCUGCCCCCAUUACAUCUGGUUCAGCUCUCCUGUUUCUCUGGUGCUGCCUGGACUCCCCUCUCCUGCCUAGUCUGUCUGUGGCAGCAUCACUGCUGGGCCUUUGUGACAUCAGCCCUGCUCACGCCAAAGGCUUCAGCACUUUCACAAAAUACCUUCGUUCGUUGUAAUAGAUGUAUUGUAUGAGUUACUGCACGGCUUCUGGCUUUUAACAUUUAAAAACAUUUCUUCAUCUAGUUGGGCCACCAUAUACGUUGCACUUUCGAAUCAAAUACUAUUCAUCGGAGCCAAACAACCUCCAUGAGGAAUUCACAAGGUAGGAAGUGAUUUUGAGUUGCAACCCAAACAUCUGGAAAGGAAGGUAGAGUUGAAAAUAAAUUUGGGGUUGGUUUAUUAACCAGGGUGGAUAAAAAUCAAUGGUUUGUUGUUGGUUUUUUUAAAAAAAAGAUGAAAAAAAUGAUUUUUUAAAAAUUUAAAUCGGAUUUUUAAAAAUAAAAUGCUUUUGGAGGAAAAAUAUUUCUAAAGAUAGUUUUCUAUUUAAGUUACAUUAUAGUUCAAAGGCUAUUCAUCAGGAAAUAAGGAUUUGUUUCUAAUUAUGUAGCAUGAGGCUUUACAUGCGGUGUUUAAAUUUUUUGGUAAAUGAAUUCCAUUAAUCCAUUCACAAUGUCUUGCUCUUCCAGAGGCUUCUGUAAGAUUAUUUGGGGCAGUUUUUCUAACAAGAAGAUAUUAUCACAGAUGCUUGUUUUUGCAGCUCUCAAAAGUGUGAAUUUGUGUCUGCAAAGAUAACAUGCCUUUUCUUCACAGGAAAAAUGUUAUAAAAUAAACAUACAGAGUUGAGGAGAAAACCUUAAUCCCAUUGUUCCUUUGCAAAUUUAUAUACACAGAACCAAGCCCUUGCCUCUGAAAGGCUAAGUUCCAAGAGGUUCAGUGAAUGGAUUGUUUGGAGUGGAAUUAGCUAAGUGUGAAGCAGUGAAAAUGAAAGUGCAGCCUUGUGAGCAGAAUAUUCCACAAGUCUUGGGAUUUUUGUGUAUUAAUUGUGCAAGUCAGUUGCAUAUCUGUGCACCUCAGACUUGAGGCAAGUGCUGAAGGCUCUUCAGGGCUGGCAACCUCUUCCCAAUCCCACGGGGUCCCAACAACUGCACUCACACCCAACUGUACAGAAUAGGCACCUGAAUGCAGAAGCAAAUCCAAAGGGGUGGAAAUAAUAACUGGGAUCUGUAAGUCCUUGAAGUGCUUGCAGGUCAACUAAGAAGAGUUCACUGCUUCCAGGCCCUUCUUCCCGGGGCUGGCCUGACAUUCUCCAAACAAGAAAGUCUCUCACCACAUCAGUUAACAAACAUGGAUACAUAUGCUGUAAUAUUAUUGUUUUAGUUAAAUAAAUUGUUUAAAUCGUUAUUAAGGAAAUGAUUAUUUUUCUCCUUCCAAUAAAGUGCAGGAGAAAAGUUGUCCAAAUAUAAACAGUUAAGUUAUGAAACCUCACAGUAAUUUCAUAAUUAUAUAUUUCUAAUUGUAUAACCAAAUCAGUAAUUUUUGAUAUAACUGUAAAAACUACUUAGAAAAUUUAUUAUUCCAAAAAUGAAACCUUCAUCUGGUUGUAAAUAUUAAGAUUAUACCAGCAAGAAUGAAUCUUUCUGGAAAAAAAUGAUUUAAAUAAAGUCUUACUGACUAGAGAUUUAAAUCAUUAUUUAAAUUGUGAUUUAAAUCAAUAUGAUUUAAAUCAAAUCCACCCUGUUAUUAACAAUGUUCUUUUUAAUAGCAUCAUGUGCAGCUUUUGCCUAAAUGUGUGUUAAGCGAGCUGCCACCAAGUAUGGGAUCUUUUGCAUUCUUAUUGAGUUUGGUGUCUGUAGGGACCAUGUUCACAGAAAAUUGACAGAAUUUAGCAAUGGUUAAAAAAAUUCUGCGCUUAAGUGACUGUAUCUUCAGAAUAUCAAGGACUGAUUCUGUCUUAACUGUGGUUAAGCUUCAUUCUAGUACCUUCUUUCUCCCUGGUUUAUCUGUGACACUAGACUCCAUGUUCAUUAAACGUAGGCACUGGGAAUAACUAGCCACUGCCAACAGCUAAGGAGGGCAGCUCUCAGAUCUCCUUAUCUUUCACACGGCUAAAGGAUGCUGGGUCACUGUCUGUAUCAAGAGAGUCUUAUAAAGCAGCUGGUAUCCAGUUUCUUAUAAGAUUUUGACUUAUUCUUUCCUAUAUAGUCUCUGGAAAACACAUGCAAGGUGAUGUCUUGUCCUUCCUGCAUUCUGUAAUUCUAAAACUGGAGGCUUAAUUUUGUCAGAGGUUGGUUUGGAUGGGAUGGUGCUGUUGCCUCAUGGCAGGGAGCAAGGAUCACACUUGUCAGAUAGGAAGGGUCCCUCUUUAAACAGAUGGUGCUUUAGUACAUAUCACACACUCGCUCUCAUCUCCCCGAGAGAGGAAAAUAACCUGACUGAUGGGUUUUCUGUCUGUCUUCUCCAAAGACAGGUAAUCCACCCCACCCUGGUCUGGAGUCCAAACCAUGAGAGAAGCAUCUAGGAGUGGCAUUUUCAGGUCAGGUCAUGUUGGAGAAGGUGAUACAGUAGCAUUCUCCCUACCUAGUUUCCUUGUGCCUUGACUUUUUCCUCACUAGUUCCAUUAUAGUACACUGAGAUGUCUCCUAGGUUCUGGUUCCUUAUAAGAAAACUUGGAUACCUCUUGCCUUACCCAGCAUCCCCUGCUCCUGCAAAAGCUGUCAGGGUUUGAGAGUUGUCCUCUUGAUUCACCUGGAAUGUGAAGCCCCUGGCUCAUCUCCUGUGAAAGGGUAGCAGCAGCCGGCAUGGCCUGGUUGUUCAUUCUUCUCUGAGGCCUAGCUAGCUAGAGUCUAAGUGGCCCAAACAGAAACCCAACUCUCCCUCUUCACUCGCCCAGAGACCCAGCAAGUGAGCAGGCAAUGCAGCGGGUGGGUGGACACAACCUCCUCUUUCCCCACCUUUGCCUGAUGUGUGCCUUCUUUUUCAGGAGUGUGGGUAAAUAUUUCUUACUUCUUCCUCAGAGCCUGGCUAUGUUCGGUUUCUGGAAGAGAAGGGAGGGCCAGAUUUGGCAUAGCAGGCCUUUCCUUACUCUUCCUUUGACCAAGCCAGUAACUUCAUUGUUGGAUGAGUAGGGCAGAGUGGGAAUGAGGAAAGAGCUGCAGUGCUGUGUUCCUAAACCUGUCAAAUUUGAUGAACAUUUAGCUUUAGGUAUAUGCAAGUUCCUAACGUUCUGUUACACUGUAGCACGACCAAAAAAAGCAGAGGAGUGAGAGGUGAGGAACUUCCAGAUGUUGUUAGACUCCAACUUCUACCAUCCUUAACCAUUGACUAUGCUGGCUGGGACUGGUGGGAGUUGGAGACCCAUGAUACCUUAACAGCCACAGGUUCUCCAUCCUUGAGCUUUGCCAAUAAGAGUGGGCUCUGUCACCAAUGACUGCCGUUGAAUUCUGUGGAGCAAAGUAAAUAAACUGCUAUCUGGGACACACCUGAAAGGUGGGGGUAAAGCCUGGGCCCUUGAAAUACGGUACAGAGUCACUUUCUCUGCAUGCAGAUAACCUGUCACAGUGGCUGGCAUUUCACUAGUCAAAUGAUAAAAUAAAUUGUGUGCUAUUAUGGUGAACUGGGGUUCUAUAGUUGGACUUCACAGCUUUGGGGAUACUGGAGGCUGCUGAAUCUCCUCAGCAUCUGCUGGAGUAAUAGGAAAGGGGUGCUUUCUUUUGGCCUAAAAGUUUAUAUAACUAAUUCAUACCUAACAAGGUCAGUAAGAAACAUCCAUGAGUGGAAUAAGUUCUGGUUAUGGUUCUUGUAUGGAACAUACAAAUCUUCCAGAAGUCAUGGAAUGCAGGCAGUUCACACACUACUCUGAAAUAAUACAUUUGGUUUUAUUUGAAGUGCUUUUGGUGUGGGUAUGAGAACUGUUGCUAGGACCUUUUUAAAAAGUUGUGAUCCAAAAGGGUUUUAUUGUUUUACAGGGUGGGGAACUCUUGGGAAACAUGAUUGAUCUUUUUUCUUUUUCUUGUGUAUUUGCUAGGUACCUGUUUGUAUUACAGCUGCGGCAAGAUGUUCUUUCGGGAAAGUACGUUCCUAUUUUUCUUUUCGUAUUUCUUGAACCCUUGUCCCGUUUUUCAGAAGGAGAUGCUCAAAGUAAAGUGUAUCAAUUGAAAGCUUAAACCUAAUAAGAGGGAACUCAAAUUCUUAAUCACUCAAAGCACUAUCAUCACCUGACAUAACAUUUCAUUAAGUAAUAAAAUAAGGGUGGCUAAUCUUUGUUCCUCCAGAUGUUGCUGCACUCCAAUGCCCAUCACCCCUGACGUCCAUACAGACGGGCUGUCUGAGUCCAGCAACAUCUGGGAGCCCUGAGUUAGCCCACCUAUGCAAAAACACUUCAAGUCACUUGACAAGAGUGAGAAACCUGCUGUUGGACUCCGUCAUUCUCAACCAGCAUGGCCAAUGACCUGGAGUGAUGGGAACGGAAGACAAAAGUGUUCCAUCUUCCUCUUCUGGUGUGUCUGUAUGUGUCUAUGUUAAGUACCUUCCCACACUCAGAUGACACUAAUCUGAUCUGAGCUAAGAUGAAAGGAAGGUUUGCACAUCACUGCUCUGCAUAUUGGGGAGCAGGUGGUGCUGUGGUCUAAACCACUGAGCCUCUUGGGCUUGCCGAUCGGAAGGUCGGCGGUUCGAAUCCCCACGACAGGGUGAGCUCCCGUUGCUCUGUCCCAGCUCCUGCCAACCUAGCAGUUCGAAAGCACGCUGGCACAAGUAGAUAAAUAGGAACCGCUGCGGCGGGAAGGUAAACGGCAUUUCAGUGUGAUCUGGUUUCCAUCAUGGUGCCCCAUUGCACCAGAAGCAGUUUAGUCCUGCUGGCCACAUGAUCUGGAAAGCUGUCUGUGGACAAAUGCCGGCUCCCUCGGCCUGAAAGCGAGAUGAGAGUCUCAAGCCCAUAGUCACUUUUGAUUGGACUUAACUGUCCAAGGGUCCUUUAUCUUUUUUACCUUUAUAUUGGGGCUUGUUAUUGUUAUUAUUAUUAAUUUAAUUUAUAUACUGCCCUAUACCUGGAGGUCUCAGGGCGGUUCACAGAAUAAAAUCAAAAUAUAAACCCACAAAAUACAUAAUCAAAAUGAAAACAACAACCCAAUAACUCCACCCCCAAAACCCACAUUUUGAAAGGAUAUAGGACCCUCACAACAUUUAAAAGUAUGGCAAUGAACAAACCUGGAUAAAGGCCUCUUGUUGGAAAGACCAUGAUCUCAGAAAUGUCUGCAGCAAUAUUUAUUGGCAGCCAAAUUGGCUGAGUGCCUUUCUGAUACAAAGACAAAAAUAGCGUUGAAAUAAGAGUGGAAGGGGGGAAUUAGCUUUGGUUAUUGAGCAGAUGUAACACUAGGGCUUCACCUUCUACAAGGGAAAAGCCUGUCCUCUUUGCUGAGUUUCAUAUUCUUUCUUCUGGGUGCUGUUUCCACUGAUGCGCUUCCACCAGAAUGUGGCUUGUGCACCCCAGGGCCACUGUGGCUUUCUGGAUCAGCCUCUUGGUCAGAGUCUGUGUUUGGAUGCAUGGAUGAGAGAGCUUUAUUUCAACAGCAAAGACUAUAUCAUGAAGGCUAUCUAAUAAUAAUAGAAAUAUGUUUUUACUUCCAUCUUUCCACUAAAAAAGCCCUCAAGCCAGCUUGCAAACACAGUUAAUAAAAUAUAAAAAUGCAAACAAUAACUAAGAUAAAUUUGAAAACCAUAACAAAAUACAAAAAAAGAAAUGCAGGGAAAGAACAGUCAUGGCCAGUAAAUAUUAAUUGCUAUUACAUGCUUAAGCAAACAGGACCAAAUUAUUCUGGCCUCUAAAAGGUGCUGUUGGUUUGCUUGGGGAAGGGCUAUUGCCUGUCAGGGGCUGGACUCAGGGGGGCCACCCCCCUCCUCCUGAACCCGCUCGAGAACAGGAGGACAGUAUAGAUUUAGAACUGUGGUUUGCAGAAGGACAUAGUUCAGAGACUGCAGAGGGGGAAAGCUGGGAAAUAUUGGGAGAGGAACAACAGAAAGAAGAAACACUGGGGCAGAGACAGCUGACCAACUCCGUGUCUUUGGAGAGCAUUCCUGAGCCCUCCUCUCCCAGGACUAGGCGUGCAUUGAGGGUAGGAGAGCAGAAAGCUCAAGGGCAGAAAGCUCAGCUUAGCCAGCACAGGAAUGACACAGGAUAAGAGAGACGGAGGGGGUUGGGCUUUACUCGGAGCAACGCCAUUAUAGAAUAAGGACUACAUUCCUUUCUCUGUGUGAAUACGGAAUAAAUCACGUGGUAAGGACUCUUCGUGUUUAUCUGCUUUUUGGCUGCCACCGGGGAAGGGACAAGAUUCCCUGAACCUUGACAUUGCCAGAGGAAAGGUAUGCUUUCUGGAAGCCGUGCCCCUGCCAACUGUUGGAAGGAGGUAGCAGCUUGGCAAGAGCCUCAGAUGAAGAUCUGAGUUGACAGACCAGUUCAAGGGAGGAGAAAGCAGUUGUAGAGUGCAAGUGAAACUUUGUCUCUCUGUGUUACGGUCAACAUGAAUAGCAGAUGUCAUCCCAAAUGGAGCCUUUACUACAAGUCUCUGCUCCAAAAUGUAUUUUUGAAAAGGAAGUGAUACCUUUAAAAAAAAGCCAGUGGAAGUUUAACUGGUUUCCACCUGUAUCUGAUAAAAGUGGAGAGUUUUGCAGAGCAAUCCUGAGUGUAUUUAUUCCUAUUCUGCCCUGCAUGCAAUCCUAAGCAAGUCUAUUCAGAAGCGAGUCCUGCUGAAUUCAGUGGGAAUUACUCCUAGGGAAGUAUGUUUAGGAUUGCAAUGCACCUUUCUCCCUUGUAAGAGCUCAUUCAUGCUUUCCUUUACUCCAUGUGUCUAGGCACAGGGCCAGGCUUUCCAGGUCUGUGUCCGAGGGGUUUUGGUGUUUUUUGGUCCCAGCGCUUUCCCCAGGAAAACCCACGUUUUACCACUUAAUUGGAGCAAAUGGCAAUUGGGUUUUCUGCCGUUUUAGUGGCAAAAUGCAGUUCUGCCAGUGGAAAGCUAGGUGCUAAGGAUUGCAGCCUUGGUCAACAACAGAGAGCCUUUCUCUGUAGAGUCCUUGUGGGAAAGUUUAUCUUUCGUCACGAGCUUUUGAAAGGGACCCUUUUUGAUUGGUUAAUUGUUACAUGGAGUGUGUAAAAUCCUUUGAGCGACUUCCUUCUUCCUCAUGGAAAUAAAGUAACAUGUUAUAUUUGCAGCUAAUAGUAAGUAUUUCACCUUUCGUUUUGAAAGGGCAUGAGAAGCUCUUACAUGCUAAGAUUAGGCUUGGCAGUGGUUACACUGUUAUGCAUGUAAUUAUUUGGUGUGGGGGCAGGGGAGGUCUGAAUAACUGGUGUAACAGGAGUUUGCUCUGUUUCCAUAGAAGGGAAACAUGAAUCAGGGACCAUUAAGUGGGCUUGGCAAGUCACCCUCACUCCUGAUCUGGCAUGUGCAGAAUGGGAAAAUGACAAGGCUUGUACCUGCUGUUUAACCAAGCUUGGCUCUACACGGGUGGUAAAUCCAUCUCUGAGUUGUACCCCUUCAUCCUGUCAGUGGGAGCUCAUAUGGCCAAAUGAUUCUCGACACAGAGCAGUUUCCUGCACAUAGAAAAUUAGCUUAUGGAGACGGCAAGGCCAAAAACUUGCCCCCUUGAAUACUAGUUUUCUGUGUGCACAAAGUAGUAAUACCCAAGCAUAGAGUUAGCUCCUCACAAGGUAGUGGAAGGGACAGGGGUGUUGCAUGCUCUGGCAGCCACAGCCAAGGCCAGCCAAAAAUUAUUUAUUUAAGCAUUUCCAUAUUCAUGGAUAUGGCGUUUUAACAUUGCAGGAGAAUUCAUAAAAGGUUUUUUAAAAUGGUUUCACUUGUAACUACUGUAAUUGGAUUGUGUAUCAAAUCGUUUGCAGUUGGCCACUUUGAAUGUCAUUUAAGAGAAAUAAUAUGAAAUAUUUUAAUUAAUAAAUAAUAAUGUUGAGUUCAAUUGAUGGAGGGGAGGGGGGCUUCUUUGUGAGGGAUUAUUGUUGUUUACUGAAAUAUUUGUAUCUUUCUUUACAGAUUGAAAUGCCCUUAUGAAACAGCUGUAGAACUCGCUGCUUUGUGUCUCCAAGGUGUGUCCCAGGGUUGGUUGCUCAUUCACAUAUGGCCGCCAAAGGCCACAUGUCAGAGCUAUGGUGGUGCCUGGAACUGCUGCAGACAGAGUAGACCUACAUACUGCCUGUUUGAACUUUACUUGAACUGAACUUUAAGGGGGGGGGGAGUAAUAGGCUCCGUAGUUCUUGUCUUCCAAGAGAAGGCAGUCUUUCUCUUUCCCAGUAGCCUUUGCCUGUCAGAAAGUCUGAUAGAAACUCUUCUGCAGCCUGUGAAAACUCUCCCAUAGUUGCACGUUAAUUGCUGACAGGGGACUGACAGCUAAAACUCAUGCAUGUAUGUAUGUAUGUAUGUUAGGCUUCAGUUCCUGUCCCAAAUCGCUAACCAUGUUUCUAUGAAAUAAUGCUUUCACAGAAAUAGUAAAUGGCUUGGUUGUAAUACUUAAAUUUGUUCAUUUGAAAUAAUCUGAAUUGGCUAAGUGCAAACAAGAGAGGAGAAAAUAUAUAUAUACAGUGAGGGGGGAAAGUAUUUGAUCCCCUGCUAAAUUUGCCCAUUUGCCCUCUGAUGAAGAAAUGACCAGUCCAUAACUUUAAUGGUCAUCAUCAUCAUUAAUCUUUAUUACAGUCCAGAGACCCAACAAAUCAUUACAAAGCAAUACACAAUUCAUACAGCCUACCUUCAGGUUAAACAAGCAUUUUGUUUAGAAUAUAGGGAAACUUUAAUGGUAGGUUUAUUGUAGCUGUGAGAGACAGAGUAACAACAGGAAAAACCCCCAGAAACCCAGAAGACAAAGUCAGAGAGUGAUGUGCAUUAUAAUGAGUGAAGUAAGUAUUUGAUCCCCUGUCAACCAGCCAGAUGUCAGGCUACCUGGUAUCUUCACUGUAUGUAACGAACUUAGAUUAGAAGCACCUGCUGUAAGGGAGAGGUCUUACCUGUAAUCCCAGCUCGUUACAGUACCUGUACAAAAGACACCUGUCGACAGAAGCAAUCAAUCCAGCAGAUUCCAAAGUAGCCAUCAUGACCAAGACCAAAGAGCUGUCCAGUGAUGUCAGGGACAAGAUUGUAGACCUGCACAAGGCUGGACUGGGCUACAAGACUAUUGCCAAGCAGCUUGGUGAGAAGGUGCAAUAAUUCACAAAUGGAAGAAACACAAAAUAACUGUCAACCUCCCUCGGUCUGGGGCUCCAUGCAAGAUCUCAUCUCGUGGAGUUGCAAUGAUCAGGAGAACGGUGAUAAAGCAGCCCAGAACUACACAGGGGGAACUUGUCAAUGAUCUCAGGGCAGCUGGGACCAUAGUCACCAUGAAAACAGUUGGUAACACACUACGCCGUGAAAGACUGAGAUCUUGCAGAGCCCGCAAGGUCCCCUUGCUCAAGACAGCACAUGUACAGGCCCGUCUGCAGUUUGCCAAUGCACAUCUGAAUGACCCAGAGGUGAACAGGGUGAAAGUGUUGUGGUCAGAUGAGACCAAAGUCAAGCUCUUUGGCAUCAACUCACUCGCCAUGUUUGGAGGAGGAGGAAUGCUGCCUACGACCCCAAGAACACCAUCCCCACCGUCAAACAUGGAGGGGGACAUAUUAUGCUUUGGGGGUGUUUUUCUGCUAAGGGGACAGGACACCUUCACCGCAUCGAAGGGACGAAGGACGGGACCAUGUAUCGACAAAUCUUGGGUGAGCACCUCCUUCCCUCAGCCAAGGCAUUGAAAAUGGGUCAAGGAUGGGUAUUCCAGCAUGACAAUGACCCAAAACGCACGGCCAAGGCAACAAAGGAGUGGCUCAAGAAGAAGCACAUUAAGGUCCUGGAGUGGCCUAGCCAGUCUCCAAACCUUAAUCCCAUCGAAAAUCAGUGGAGGGAGCUGAAGGUUUGAGUAGCUACACAUGAGCCUCAAAAUCUUACUGACUUGGAGAGGAUCUGCAAAGAGGAGUGGGACAAAAUAUCUCCUGAGAUGUGUGCAAACCUGGUGGCCACCUACAAGAAAUGUCUGACCUCUGUAAUUGCCAACAAGGGUUUUGCCACCAAGUACUAAGUCAUCUUUUGCAAAGGGAUCAAAUACUUAUUUCACUCAUUAUACUGCACAUCAAUCUCUGACUUUUGUCUUCUGGGUUUCUGGGGGUUUUCCUGUUGUUAUUCUAUCUCUCACAAGUACAAUAAACCUACCUUUAAAAUUAUGGACUGGUCAUUUCUUCGUCAGAGGGCAAAUUGGCAAAUUUAUAGCAAGGAUCAAAUACUUUCCCCCCUCACUGUACAAUACCAAUAACUGUUGGGAUAAAGAAUGAAUCUUGCUAUCAAGGAAAUUAAGAAAUGAUCUGUUCAUAAAAUGCAGUUGUUCUAGAGAUCUUUCAAAUAAGAGAAAAAUGUGAUGUUCUUCACAUAGUUGCUCUUUUACAUUCUCUCCCCGCCUCUUGAAAAGAGAUCUGUGCAUUCAAAAAAUGCGUAAAGUAGGCCACCCAGACACGCCCAGCACAGCACCCAGCAGAGGCGCCCCUUGGCACCUGUGCAUUUGGUACACAGCUCUUUCGUACAAGGGGGUGGGAUCCAAAUCAACUCGUGUGUGCAAGGUUGAAUGCUCAGCUGGUGUGACUUGGCUCCUGGGCACGAGCAGCAGGGAGCCUGGUGACUGAGAGCAAAGCUGCUCCCUCCCUUAGCAUUUGAGGGGUGUUCUUCCUUAGGGCAAGAGGUUGUUCCGCUUAAUCUAAUGGCUUUUUCCCAGUGAAAUUAUUUAUGUUAUAUAUGCUCUUAAUACUCAUAAUAAAUCCAGGGGUACCCAGUGAAUUUGUGUUACAAAUCUGAGUAAUACCUUUUCCCACAGACCAGAAUAUCUAUAUGCUAACUUUCUCUGUUGCUUAUUGCUCUCUUGCUCUGAAUUUGUUUAAGCUGGAAAACUUAAAUGGAGGUGUUUUCUAAUAACGUCAUAGCUUGGAAAAGAUAGUAGUGUUUAUAAUCUACUUUGAUGUGAUAUCUUAUUUGGAAUUUCCAACUUUUGACAGCUGAGCUUGGCGAAUGUGAGCUCCCUGAACACACUCCAGAACUUGUUUCAGAAUUCCUAUUUACUCCUAAUCAAACUGAAGCAAUGGAAUUUGAAAUCUUUCAGAAGUGGAAAGAAUUCAGGUAUGGUGGGAAGAUACCUGAUUUUAUCUGCAAUUUAGCAUGUGAUGAGAGAGAGAGAGAGAGAAAGAGAGAGACCAGCAAAGAAGUGAAUUGAGCUCUCUGUCAGAACUGGCCCCACCACUAUCACUGGAGAAACGAGAAGCGGCUGCAGUUUCUGCUUCCAGCAAGAUCACGCCAGUGCCUUCAACUGUGCAACCCCAAUAAGCAAGGCUGUGGCGGAGGGGCGGUGGGGAAGAUGGCACCUUCCCAUUUUGCCUCAGGUGGUGAAACGGGAUGGGCCAUCCCUGCCAGGAGGGAGAGUGACAAGGUGGUGAGGAGGUCAGUGUGGUGCAGGCACACUGGCAAAGCCAAUUUGGUGCUAGUGUUCCCACAUUCCCACACUCAUCUCCCCACCGCUUCGUCCACCUCCCACCCAGCAAAUGGGAAGGUAUUGCUACAGCUCCAUCCCACUAGAUAAAUAGCUUCUGGUCUCUGUAGUAAGACAUACAAAGGGCUUGUCCACACCUCCGCUUGUCCCAUGCCUAGAAAGCAUGGGUCUGCUUGACCCAUGGUUUUCUGCUUGACCCACACUUUCUAGGCCCGAGUCCAAGCCUUUCUCCCCUUGCUCCUCUCCUUUCCCAGGGAAAACCCGCUCUUUAGCUCUAAAUCGGAGCAAAUGUCAAUCUGGAAAAAUACUAGAAUUGCCAUUUGCUCUGACUGAGGGCUAAAGAGCAGUUUCUCCCAAAGGAAAGCAUCGGGACCAGAGGAAGUGUGAAUAAACCCAAAACUGAAUCCCUAAGGCUUGGUGGAAGGAAAGAAGCAAUACCUCUGAUUAAGAACUGUUUUUCUCCCUUCCAUUUUCCUAGGGGAAAGAGCCCUGCACAGGCAGAAAUGUGCUACUUGAACAAAGCCAAAUGGCUAGAAAUGUAUGGGGUGGAUAUGCAUGUAGUUAAGGUAAGAGCUUCUCCCUGCCAUUUAUUUAUGCAGAGGGUGGGAAAGAGGUUCACCGUGUGGCUCUAAGACAUUGUGCUUAAAAGCAGCUUCUUUCACCUGUUUCACUUUCUGAAUGUACGUCUUGCAGAUGAUUUUUUGUGUUUGAUAUAACAUCAUUUGUUUGCUUGUAGGGAAGAGAUGGUUGUGACUAUGCUCUUGGGUUGACACCAACAGGGAUCUUGAUCUUUGAAGGGGCAAACAAAAUAGGUUUGUUUUUUUGGUGAGUAAUUCCUACUUACACUUACUGUUAUUCAAUACUAAUCUCUCUCCACCGCCUGAAAAAACGGAGAGAUUGACACUCCCCCAGCUCUUCAGAUUAGCAUGAUAAUAAUAAAACAGCAUUUAUAUAUAAAUAUGUUACAUAAUGUUUUGUUUCUCUUGAGAAUUAACCGUUUACGUCAUCUGUCUUCUAUGUGAUCAGGCCUAAAAUCACAAAAAUGGACUUCAAAAAGAGCAAGCUGACCCUUGUGGUGGUCGAAGAUGAUGAUCAGGUAAUGAACCCAACCUAGCAAUAUCCAGAGUCCCAGGAGUUCAGCAGUUGACCCUGAGAGAUUCAGCACAUUGACAGCCCAAGUUUUCUUUCUGUGACAUUGGUUGGCAAGCUGAUUGCAUGAAAACUUACAAGGCUUCCAUUUUUUGUCUUUCAGGGUAGAGAGCAAGAGCACACAUUUGUUUUCAGAUUAGACAAUGCUAAAACGUGCAAGCAUCUCUGGAAAUGUGCAGUGGAGCACCAUGCCUUCUUUCGGUUGCGCACACCUGCAAACAGUAAAUCUAGCCGGUCAGAUUUUAUCAGGCUGGGAUCCCGCUUCCGAUUCAGGUACCUAUUUGCAUAUGCACCCUUGCAAAUAAGGCCACAGAAGCUGCUAAGUCACAAAAAUUUGGCUUGUUUGUUUGCUUGUUUUAAUAGGAGUCUCUCUCCUGCCAGACACAUUGGCAGUCUUGGAUAAGUAGGAAUGGUGUCUGGUUCCUUCUAGCAAUUGGAGAGGGUGAGCACGAGUAGGGAAACCCUCCGGAGGUCCUGGAGGUCUUGGCUUCGCUUCUGCUUUGCAAGGCAGCUCUUUGCACAUAUUCUGAGGACUCUUUUGAGGAUGAGGUUUUUGUAAUCUGGUAAUUUAGGGUUGCAGGACAGGCACCCCCCCCCCAAUAUAUACACCUAUACUCAAAAAUCUGCACUGGGUGCUAAUUUGUUACUGGGCCAAGUUCAUGCUAUUGCUAUUGUUAUGGCCAGCUUUGGGUCCAGUUUUCUUAAGGUUGCCUUUCCCCAUAUGAGCCCAUUCAAAUCAUUUUAUCUGUGGAACUUGUACUUUUACAAGUGACACGUGAUGUCCAUUCUGCAUUCGUGAGGUGUUGUUCCUUUAGUGUAGCAGCACCUGUAUCCUUGACAGGUGUCACUCACAGUAUGAUAUGCAGGCUUAUGCAGAAUUAAUUGGUCAGUUGAGACUCCAAUGAUUUAUCCACUUAAGAUUUCUGAAACUGGGUGAUAGCCAGACUUGUAGCUAUAUUGAUUGCUAUGAAGUGCCCUUGUUGUCUUUAAUUUUCUUGGGGAAAGAGAUGAUUUUUGAAGCCACAAAUAAAUGUAAAAUACAGUUGUACUAAGCUAAAGUCUUGGUUUUGCAUACAGCAUUUAUAUGACUGUGUAGGUUUUGUGUUUUGAGGAUGGGAGCUGUUAGUGAAGUAAACUAAGGCUGAAAACUUAAGCCCUCUUACCUGGAGGAAAACAUUGUUGAACUUGCUGGGACUUGCUUCCAAGUAGAUUAUAUAGAAAUGCGCUGUAAGUCUUUGUUACUUCUUAUUUUUUUAAGUGGUCGAACAGAAUACCAGGCAACACGUGGAUCCAGACUACGCAGAGCCAGUACCUUUGAAAGGAGGCCCAGCAAGCGAUACCCAUCCCGAAGGCAUUCAACUUUCAAAGGUUAGAAUUUGCAGCGAACUUGCAUGCCAUAUUCAUUAAGCAAAUUGCUUAACUAAAAUUAGAGCUUAUUUUCUCCAUUGCAUCUCACAUACCAUAAUAGCUUUGUUUCAUCACACCAUGAAGAAAUGCAAGGGGAUGUCCUAAAACAAAGUUCCCCUUCCACUUUGUAGUGCUCCUGUUUGCUAGUUUGUUCUUAAAUCUCCCCUCCCAAUUAUAUUUUGUUCAUUUUGUUUUGUUUCUGUCAGUUUCCUUUCCCGCACUCAUUAUUUUUCUGGUUUAUUGCUUCUCAGAAGCACUUGAAAAGCCCCAAGUUCAGGCAAGGUACUUCUCUGUACGUUGUUCAUCAAAUACAACAGAGGCCUUAAAGAAGUCGACAACACCUACAGUCAUGAAGAAGCGGCACUCAUGAGACAGACCAUAGUUUAGCAUGAUGAGAGCAAGGCACAGCAAGCCUUGUUCUCCUCCCCUCUUCUCGCACACCUGCGAGGAAGAGCUCAGAGGAUUUCAGUUCUAAUUUCCAUUAACUACAGUUCAGUAUGACACUGGAACCCUAAAUUGUGGGUAAUGUUAGCUAUGGCUUGUUUAAACAAGUCAACUUCAUAACCCCUGGUUUGAAGUUUGUUUCAAACGAACCAUAGUUAAGAUUCAUGCUGUGUCUGGAUUGAGUGACACAAGAAGUUGUGAUUAAUCUAAGUUGGAAGUGAAAGCUUCUGAACUUCUUGUGGUCUCACCAGAGGAUACAAGUGAACACAAGUCAGAGGCUCUCUGCAGCUUUUUCUUGUCGUGCUAACCUAUGGCAUAACGUGACAUCUGGACACCAUCAGCGUCUUUUGAAGGUGGACCCUAAGCAUAGCUGCAUUAGCUUUUUGGCACAAUCUUCAGUCACAGAAUCUCCUUUUCACCCACAGAAGUGGGCUGUACAUUAAACUUCCUUUGUGUGCCUAGGUUGGGAAGUACAGAGAGGAGAGUUCAGUUGCAGGUGCCUCAUUCAUCUCCACCCUGUUUUCAUGAGUAGGAGUUGGAUGGAGAGGAGACCAUGGGGGCUGUACAUGAAAACUUAGGGCAGACAGACCCACUUAUUCCCCCUUCUGUCACUUGCUGCCCCUUAUGUAAUGCUGGAAUGUUAUCCUGUAUAAAAAACAGAGGCUUGGUUUUUUUCAAAAAUAGUGAUGUUUACCCUUGCUUUUCUGUGCCCUCUCUUAGCAAGCAACACUCUCAAAGCACCCCAGAUUUGGUAAGUGUGAUCCAUCUUUCACAUUAAUUAUUUGGUUUGGCAUCUGCUAUCCAAGCUGCCCCUAGAUAAAUGUACUGCAAACCUGCUAGUGCUGGAACUCCUAAUAUGUCCCAUUAAGGGAUCCGAAUAGGUACAGAAAACAUUUUACAAGCAGUGACGCUCCUCAUCUCUUAACUCAGAAUACAGGCAUGAUGUUCCUGAGCACUUAAUUUGUGGUUCAGAAGCAGGCAGCAGGAUCAUGUGCUUCUCCAGUGUUUGAAUCCUCCCUCCCCAACAUUCAAAACUGAUUUGAACCAUUGCAACUGAAUUCAGUUGGGAAUUGUUUAUGCUGUAAACUGUCCUUGGAUACUUGGAGGGGUAUAAAUUUAAUAAAUCAGUCUUCCAAAGCCACUGGCUGAGGCAAACUUGGAAUGUUUUCGGAUGUUCCAUCUGCCUCAGAAGUUUCACUUCACAAGGUUGAGGCACAGGUGGCAAUAUGCGGUUGGAAGGAGAAUGGAGCACAUCAUCAUGUUGGUCAGCUGCGUGAGAGGGAUUGUUUUGCAAAAUGUUUUGCAAAAGCACCUCCGCAAGUUGCAGUCUCUCGAGCUGCCAUUCUAAUAGCUACACUACUUAAAACAUAAUUCAAACCUGCUCGCUAAGAUCUUAACGGCAUUUCCCCCCCUUGCGUUAGCUUGCCUUGUUCAUUAAUAAGAUAAGCUUCUGUGUUAUACUUUAUGAGAACUAUGCAAAAAAUAAUAAUACCAUUUUUGUUUUAGCACUAAAAAUAACCAAGAAGUCCAUAACUAUCAGGUAAGAGGAAUACUGAAUUCUUAUUUUUCUGUUACCUUAGUUAUAGCACCAACAGUGUCAUGAUCAAAGUGACUUGCUUGCUUGCCGUACCAUUUGUGAAUAUUUUUGGUGUGCUAAUGUCAUGUGCCUUUCAUAUAUUUGUAUGUUUGUGAAGUAUGUUGGCUAAAAGUGAAGCCGUAUCUGAAAGCUGGCAUUCAAGGGGAUUUCUUUAAAAAAUAAAAUUAGAAAGUUUGAUUAAGAUUAAAUUUAUGUUUCAAAUCUAUGCAUUGUACACAUACACUUAUUAGAGAGCAAUGAGAAACUGAGAUUAUAAGAUUUCACCUAUGAAAUGUGUGAAAACGCUUAAACAAAUCAAAAUCACUUGGAGGAUGCUGUCAGUCUACCAGUUGUGUGGUUCCACUUUGGACGCAGUGGCGAUACAUAACAGAUGUACAUAAACUCAAGUACUCAGAAGAAAGAGAAGUGAGAAACGGUCACAGCAGCCUAAUGAGAUAGUUGGCCGAUCAGCCACAAAAGUAGUAUCAGUGUCUCAUUUAGAUUUCAGACUGGAUUGAUACAUACAGCAUAAGGGAACUGUGAGGAGGCAGAAUGCCUGUACUACUUCAGAUUACAGGAGAGGGAAUCGCUUUGUUAAAAAUGCCUGUCCACCACUGCAAAUAUAAAACUAGCACAGAAGGAAGAAAUAUUCUUGCCUAAUUCCCCUACUACUAUAUCCAGUUGUAGGGAAGCCUUUUAUUUAUUUAUUUUGCGUUCAGAACAUGAUCACCCAGAGUCUGAAGUGAUACAGUUCAUUCUCAGAUCUCGGGACUCCCUACUUUACUCCUAGUCAAGGGCACACCUGGGUCACUUCUGAAGUUGCAAAGGCUGCACGUGAAGAGGAACCUCAAAAGUCAAAGUAAACUUUCGAAUGUGUUUUUGCUCAGAAUUGGAAUCAAUAUUUGCCUUAUAGGCAACUAUAAAGUUCUCUGCCAGUGUGUAAGCAGUUUCAGUACGUUUGUUCCUUCCUUCCUUCUUUCCUUCCUAAAAGGCUGCUGUGGAAACCUAUGUAAGUGAGAUUACAAAUUCUUCAGUAACCUAGGUUCAUAUUUUAUUUCCAGCCUCCGUAUCACCCCAAUAUGCACCCUGGCCAAUCACACUGGCACUCACAUCCUCCUGUAAAUCUAAGGUAAGUGAUUGCUCUGUGCAGAUGUUGUAAAAGUUAUUCAGUCUAGGGGGGGGGGAAUGAUCUCACUAGUUGGGAAACAGGACCAUGUGUAUGUUUGUGUGUGUGCAACAUGUUGCUCCUAAUCUGGUGUCACCUGGGGGCUAAGCAUAUGAGCAGAGUGCCAGGAAAUCCUCAGCUCAUCUAUGAUCUCCCUGUAUGAGAAUAGGCAAACCACUGUUCUCAUUUUCAGCCAUCAUCUGUAGUACCAGCACCUCCGUAAUUCUAGCCUGUCUUGAAGGUAAGGAUUGCAGAGAUAAUGUAUAUAGUUUGAAUACUGGGGAAGAAAUGCUAUUUGAGAAAGAGGGGAUGUGAAGGAAUUUUUCACAGAGGCACCUGUGAUUUUGGAGAUGGCAACUCAGAAACAAAACUUGGCUGUAUAAUUGGGGUUACCCAAGCCUGUAGAAUUACAGAUAGCUAAAAUUAAAAAAGAGAAAUCGGUGGACUUUAUGAAAUCUGAAAUCUGUGAUAUGGGAAUGGUGCAUAACACAACCCUCUCAGGAUGCCAAGAGUGGAGAAGUCCAUAACGUGAGGACAUAGCAUGGGUUGCUACACAUUAAUGCCGGGGGGGGGGGUUGCUGCUCAGGCCCAGGGGGGCAGAUGAGGCUUCACACUGCAAGCAUUUUUGCCUCACUGGAAAAUAUCCUUGAGCACUGCCAAUGCCUCAUUUACCUGACUGGAGGAAUGACUGCUGUGUGAGUGUAUGUGGAUAAAAUUUGCUUCUCUGGCCCCACCCAACAUUGGCACUUGACCCUCAGAAGGGAAUUUUGCCCCCCGGCUGAAAUAGCCCCCCCAACUCUGCAUUAAUGGGAAAGGGAGGCCUCAAAGCAGAAUCAACUCUCUUUUUGAAGAACCAGAAAUUUUAAAAAAUGCAAUAUGGCUUGUGAGAAAUCAGAAUUUGAGAAGCAACAUUGCAGAGAGAAAGUUGCUGUCAAAAUCAUAUAAUCAUUUUAAAAACAAACAAGUUUUUUAAAAAAUAAAAUAAAAAUUGAAGCUGGAUCUAGUAAAGAUUUUUACGCCCAUCAAAGAAUGGGACAUUUUUAUUUUAAAAGAAUCCUGAUUUUCUGAGACAGUUAUUGAUAGAGAAAACUAUUAUAAAAUUAAACAGCAUGGACAAUCUAUCAUCUAGUUAGGAUCGGAGAGGGGAAAUGAUGGCACAAAUAAUUCAGAAGAUGGUUAAUGAGAUUUUUUCAAUUAAAAUGAGAGCCUGAAACUUCCUUAGUCUUAUCGAAUAUCAUUAAAACUACCAUUGGCUGGACAAACAAGAACCAAUGGUAUAUAUAAAUAAAUUAUGGAAGACAGAUUUUUUAAAAAAAAAUUCUAGUACUGAUUUUUUUUCUUUAAAUGGGUCAAUUUGAGAGAGCUACAUUUUCAGCCUUGGAGUACGCUUACAGCCUUUUAGAGUUCAUCAAAAAAUACAAAAUGAACUUGGUGUAAAUGAAAUGGGAUUUUGGCUGCAGAGUUCUCCUGUUUCUGGGAGGGUACCCCACAGGCCACUGGAUGUUUUGGAUCAUUCUCUCGGGGGGGGGGGAGACGUCACAGAAUAGGGAGGCAGGUCUGAGUUUGGGAGCCCUCCCCCCGCCCCGGCCAUUGUGGAAACCUUGUCUUAGCACCAUCAGACCUCCAGCAUCAGUGGAGGCAAAAAAGGCGGCACAUUGGGGGACCUGAAAUGGGGGGAGCUGGUGUAUGAAAUGGAAACAACGGAAGUUUCAUAAAAAAUGAACCCUGGAAAAAAGGGGGGGGGAUGAUGCCCUGCCCUCUGUUUUUCUCUAUUCUUCUCAGCUUUUACCAAUCUAAAAGUGUUGGUGGAAAUGUAUUGUGUAGUGAAUUAUAUUUUGUAUGUUUUAGUGUUUUGUCUAAAUGUGGGGUUUUUUUUGUUAUGUCUUAAUGUUUUUAUAGAAUUAAGUAAUAAAGACAAAAAGGAGUCCCACAUUCAGGUAGCAUUUCCACAUUACCCAUAAUGCCCACAUAGAGCAGCGCACAUGAUUUCAGUACAUUUUCAGUGUACAACUAACCUGUUUUUACAUUAAUGUGCAAAAACAGCUCUCAAGUGUUGAAAAUUCCUUAGGGCUGUUUCAUCAUUUUUCUUCAUGGAGCACAUCUCUGAGAUAAACCUGGUGAACAGCUUCUAAGUGGUCUACUUGAGGCAGAAUAAACACUCAUAUGCCACUUUGCAAGUGUCUGUGUCUGCAAUUCCAUGCAUACACAUGUAGGGGAAAGCACGGCACAUAAUCCUCCGGGGGGAAAGUUCUGCGCAGCCUGCACUGCACAGAUGGACAGUGUGUUUCUCCCAUUCAUUGAAGUGGGACUUGGUGAACUUUCUAGAGGAUUGUACUCCAUCUGUGGUUUCAGUUCUUCAUUCCCCACUUAGGUUUCCCCCCUGCUAAUAUUUUCCAUCCAUAUAGUCCCCCACUGUCGUCUCAUUUUCCAUGUAUGUGAUCAGCUCAUUUAUUUUGUCAUUCAUAACUGUCUUUUUCCUUUUUGCUUCUCAUUCACCAUCACUCUGCAUAUGCUUCAGGCCACCCUAUCAGGAUGACAGGCUCUGUUGGAAACAAUCCCCAAAUGAAGAGGACAGCAAUUUGUGGUAUAUUCAGGACCAGAACCAGAAGAACUUAGUUGGGAUCCAGAGCCUGUUGUAUCAGGAUAAGCUCAUGACAACCCUUUGAGAAAGAACCAUCUCUCACCGCUUUAUGCAUCAUCUCACAUACUCAUUGCAUUCCAAAUAAGUUUUUAAAAAUGUGUCAUAAUCCAUAGAGCAUAAGGUGUAGUAGACAAAGACUUGCAAGCUGUAGUUCCAUUACUUUGGAAAAAGCUAAGAAAUAUGCCCCAAAUUCUGGAAUGUUGCAGGUAGUUUAUAAAACUGUCAUUAUUUUUUGACUACUGUAGCCUUUGCAUUUUUGUUUUGUUUCAUUUACACACAGUUGCAGCUGUUCUGUGGUUUCAUUUAUGAAUAAAAUCCAGCAAUGAUAGUCUUUCGCUUUUUUUCUUUUGAGUUAUACUGAAAUCAGGAGUCAAUAUAAUUGUAGUUAUUAAAUAUGACUUAAUGGCCAGUGAUAAAGGGAUCCAGAUGACUAAUAAUGAAAUGCUUUUAAAAAUUCUGUUUAUCCCUGAAACAAAUAGGUUUUUGCACCAGGUUAACAAUUAUACAAAAAUCACUAGAGUUUAUAUAUAUAUAUUUAUAUAGCACAUCUGACUCUUUGGAUUUUAUUGAUCAGCUUAUAAAGUAAUGAACGGGUGUUAAGAUGGUGCCUUAAUAACUGGUGGUGCUGUCUUUCAGUAGACUUGUGUUCUUAGAUGAAAGAAAAACCGCCUUAGCCUGGUGAUGCUUCUGGUGCUACUUCUUCUCUGUCCCAAAUUUAUUUGGCCUACGUGUUCAGGAAUCCCAGGCUCACACAUUCCAUUCCAACCACAGUUCCUGUCUGUAGUCAUUCAUUUUUGCCUUGGGUUGUGUGAGGAGCAGAGAGAGGGUUUAUAUGAGCACCUAAGACCCAAUCCUGAGCUCAUCAUGCAAGGACAUUAGCUGUCUGAAUGCAUCCCAAGAUUUUGGUUCUAAAAGAUAGUUUAGACCUAUGUAUUUUGACAUGAGAUAUGGAUAAACAAGUUCAGCUUCUACAGUUGGAUAUACAUUCUUUAGCUACACACUCAGGUUCCUUAAACAAGACAGGCUAAACUUGUGAUAGUUUUGGUUUUCUUGAAUAUGGAGAUAACAGUGCCAGCUUUGGUUCACGUGUUGAUUUGGCCUUCAAGCUGUGAUCUUUUGAAAUUGAUUGAAAUAAGGAAUAUCUUGCUAUUUGGGGGUUAUUUUAAAGUGCUAGUGUUGUUCAUAUGAUUUUACAGAAUCUAACUUUAUAAAUGAGGGUAAGUCUACUUCUCCUUCAGAGCAAAUACAUGAUAGUUUAAUUUUUUUAAUUUAAAGUACGUUUACAAAUGCUAUUACAUUUGUUUUGAUCUUUGUAUGUGCUGAGUACAAAAAAAUAAAUAUGAAUAUUUUCUGUUGUCUUUG